AUGUGGGGAAUAGACGACCAUUUGAGAGGUAUGUUAUUGAGUGUGACGCCAAAGAGAUAGGAUUUGUCCAUAACUAAGUAUAACUUCAUAUACAAAUGGAAUAUUUGCAUGAAAAAUCAACUCAUGCACACAAAAGUACACUAAGUGUACAAAACAUUAGGAACACCUUCCUAAUCGUGAGUUGCACCCCCUUUUGCCCUCAGAACAGCCUCAAUUCAUCAGGGCAUGGACUACAAUGUGUCGAAAGCGUUCCACAGGGAUGCUGGCCCAUGUUGUCUCCAAUGUUUCCCACAGUUGUCAAGUUGUCUGGAUGUCCUUUGGGUGGUGAACCAUUCUUGAUACACACAGGAAACUGUUGAGAGUGAAAAACCCAGCAGCGUUGCAGUUCUUGACACACUCAAACCGGUGCGCCUGGCACCUACUACCAUACCCCAUUAAAAGGCACUUAAAUCUUUUGUCUUGCCCAUUCACCCUCUGAAUGGCACACAUACACAAUCCAUGUCUCAAUUGUCUCAAGGCUUAGAAAUCCUUCUUUAACCUGUCUCCUCCCCUUCAUCUACACUGAUUGAAGUGGAGUUAACAAGUGACAUCAAUAAGGGAUCAUAGCUUUCACCUGGAUUCACCUGGUCAGUCUAUGUCAUGGAAUGUUUUGUACACUCAGUGUAGAUGCCUAAUGACAUAUAGUAUGACAAUCCCUUGCAUGCCCUGAAAUACAAACAUGAUUUGUUCACUUAAAGCACAUGGCUGGUGUUCAAAUCCCUAAGACAGUUUUGGAUAUGUAUCAACGUAACGUUGCCUCUACACUUUCCAGACGAGAAGAGAACAUUCAGGUUUGUUCAUUUUCUCGCUUAUGUAAGAACCAAUGACAAAGAAUGCAAUAUUUAUUGAAUUUGAUAAUUUAAUUAUAUGUGUUGAAUAAGACAUUGACAUUUAUUCAUUUCCUAAAUUGAGUUUAAAUGGAAUUGAACCCAACCCUGGUUCAUUUGAUUGAUUGUUUUACUGUGCCAUUGGAACAAAAAAGAAUCCUAUUGACAACUACAAUAUUCUACAACUUUCGUUGAAGAAUAUUAAAGCUCACACACCCGUACAGAAGGGGAAGACAGGAACAUCUCAGAGACAAACAGCUCUUCAGUAGCUGAUCUCGAAGCACAUUAAAACUUGUUUUCAACCACUCCACACAUUUUUUUGUUAACAAACUAUAGUUUUGGCAAGUCGGUUAGGACAUCUACUUUGUGCCUGACACAAGUAUUUCCUUCAUCACAUUCCCAGUGGGUCAGAAGUUUACAUACACUCAAUUAGUAAUGGGUAGCAUUGCCUUUAAAUUGUUUAACUUGGGUCAAACGUUUCGGGUAGCCUUCCACAAGCUUCCCACAAUAAGUUGGGUGAAUUUUGGCCCAUUCCUCCUGACAGAGCUGGUGUAACUGAGUCAGGUUUGUAAGCCUCCUUGCUCGCACACGCUUUUUCAGUUCUGCCCACAAAUGUUCUAUAGGAUUGAGGUCAGGGUUUUGUGAUGGCCACUCCAAUACCUUGACUUUGUUGUCCUUAAGCCAUUUUGCCACAACUUUGGAAGUACGCUUGGGGUCAUUGUCCAUUUGGAAGACCCAUUUGCGACCAAGGUUUAACUUCCUGACUGAUGUAUCCACAUAAUUUUUCUUCCUCAUGAUGCCAUCUAUUUUGUGAAGUGCACCAGUCCCUUCUGUAGCAAAGCGCACCCACAGCUUGAUGCUGCCACCCCCGUGCUUCACGGUUGGGAUGGUGUUCUUCGGCUUGCAAGAUCCCCCUUUUUCUUCCAAACAUGACGAUGGUCAUUAUGGCCAAACAGUUCUAUUUUUUUUCAUCAGACCCGAGGACAUUUCUCCAAAAAGUACGAUCUUUGUCCCCAUGUGCAGUUGCAAACCGUAGUCUGGCUUUUUUAUGGCGGUUUUGGAGCAGUGGCUUCUUCCUUGCUGAGUGGCCUUUCAGGUUAUGUCGAUAUAGGACUCGUUUUACUGUGGAUAUAGAUACUUUUGUACCUGUUUCCUCCAGCAUCUUCACAAGGUCCUUUGCUGUUGUUCUGGGAUUGAUUUGCACUUUUCGCACCAAAGUACGUUCAUCUCUAGGAGACAGAACGCGUCUCCUUCCUGAGCGGUAUGACAGCUGCGUGGUCCCAUGGUGUUUAUACUUGCGUACUAUUGUUUGUACAGAUGAACGUGGUACCUUCAGGCAUUUGGAAAUUGCUCCCAAGGAUGAACCAGACUUGGUGAGGUCUACAAUUGUUUUUCUGAGGUCUUGGCUGAUUUCUUUUGAUUUUCCCAUGAUGUCAAGCAAAGAGGCACUGAGUUUGAAGGUAGGCCUUGAAAUACAUCCACAGGUACACCUCCAAUUGACUCAAAUGAUGUCAAUUAGCCUAUCAGAAGCUUCUAAAGCCAUGACAUCAUUUUCUGGAAUUUUCCAAGCUGUUUAAAGGCACAGUCAACUUAGUGUAUGUAAAUUAGUACAGACACCCUUUACAUCCACUUCCAAACACUGAAUAAUUGUUUUCUUCUUCACUACACUAAGGUGAUGGGGACAGUAUAUCUAAAACAGAGGUAAAAGACAUGCAGUGUAGCUUGGCCAACUUGCUCUGGGUGAGAAAUAGCAGUAGUCGUUGCUUAAUCAUAAUAGCAAUAUAGCCCAUCUCGAUUGGGAACAUGUUGCAUAAUGUGCAAUCUGGACUAUGUUGUCUGCUUACAUAUUCAGGCUAGUAAUUGGGUGUGAAACUAGAACAAAGAGAUUGAAGCAUAUGGAAACCUGGAAACCUGUGCAUGGGAAUGAGCUGAAAGCUCAACAUUCAGUAUUCGCACUAAGCACUUACUGUACUUAUAUGAUUAAAGUAGAGCAGGCUUUGCAUUUGGAAUACUUUAGAGAAACGGUUGUGGUCCUUUAUAGAAUGUCAUCAUUUCCAUUUGAGGUCAAUUUGACCAGACCUACAUUCUGGUACGACAUAGGUCAAACAGUUUUCCUCUUCCAGGGCAGCAACAUACCGUAAUCUCUCUUCCUCAGAUGCUCUAAAAGCAGCAUUUCCAAAUGCAGUUGUUUAUAAUAAAUUAAGAUAUACAAUAUUAAUUAAUUAAUGAAGCACACUUUCCUGACAUUAAUGUUUCUUACAGUGACUUGUCCUCAAAUUAAAUUGAUGGCAUGGCAUGAUGCCAGAAUGAUUGCAAAUUUCCUAACAGAUUAUAUUAUGUACAGUAGGCCUAGCUGUCUGACGUCUCUUGACUGGCGGAUCUCUAUCUCAAAUUUUAUUUAAAUCAAUCAAAUGUUAUUUAUAAAGCCCUUUUUACAUCAGCAGAUGUCACAAAGUGCUGUACAGAAACCCAACCUAAAACCCCAAACAGCAAGCAAUGCAGAUGUAGAAGCACGGUCUCUCAGAGCUGUCUCUAAGGAGAGUCGGCCAUGUGGAGCAGAGCUGUAAUAGAUCUCAUGAAUCCACAGUCAGCCUGUCAGUGAGCCCAGACUGCUCUAACCACCCCACAGUCCACCUGACCAUCCCUCGGGGCCUCCACAGGCUCUCUGCAGAGACUUACCAUAGGAAUACACUGUACUUAACAUUGUUUUACAGACAAGUGUUUGUGACAGGGUCACAUGGCUGCAUAUUUAUUAUCUUAAAGGGAUAGCUCACUUUUUAAAAAACGUUUAUUUGAUUUUGACAAGCAAUAAAAGUGAACGACCCCUUUAAGACUAAGAGAAGGUUGAAAUAUUAGAAGAGGAAGAGAAUCAAAUGGGAUUGUCAAAUGUCAAUCAUAAUUAAAGUGUUCAUCAAAGUUGUUGUUUCCAUAUCAUUGGAGAGGAUGAGAGACACUGUGAUGUACUGUUAAGUAAGAAAGAAGAAGACAAAGAAAGGAGCAAUCUGCUUUUUGCAUACCUCAGUUUCAAGAGGAAAAACUCUUUGAAGUAAAUAUUGCCUAGAGAAAUGGUUGCCAUUGACAACAGUGGUUUUGUCUUCUUUAUAAAUAACUGAGAACAUAGUUAUGUGAAAUAAUUGGAAUUUGAGAUAAAGCCAGGCAUGAAGAAAGAUAUUCCCAAUCUAUAAUAAUAAUAAAAUAAUAAUAUGCCAUUUAGCAGACGCUUUUAUCCAAAGCGACUUACAGUCAUGCGUGCAUACAUUUUUGUGUAUGGGUGGUCCCGGGGAUCGAACCCACUACCUUGGCGUUACAAGCGCCGUGCUCUACCAGCUGAGCUACAGAGGACCAACUCAUUUAUAGAGUGCACUCGACAUGCUGAGUCUGAAUGAGUUAUUUUAGUUCCAUUAACUUAAACAAAUGCAGUCAUGAAUAUUCCUUUAUUCUCUUCUCUGUUUCAGCAGGUAGUUAAUAUGUCCCUCUUUUCCCUCUCUCAGACGACGGCAAGCUGUCCCUGGAGGAGUUCCAGUCGUACUUUGCCGACGGUAUCCUCACCACGGAGCAGAUGCAGGAGCUGUUCUAUUCCAUCGACAGGCAGCAGACUGAGUGAGUGCAUCUCAUCUGCCUCUGGGAAUCCACCUUAGUCACCAUCUGUAACUCUGCCACGCAGGGCGGGACGUCUACACUUCAAAGAGGAUGUGUCAAUAUUUCAUCAAGGGGGCAUAGAAUCUAGCGCAUGAGCCCUAGUUUUAGUAGUCUAAUGAGGGCUCCAGUAGGGGUGAUGCGUGAAGCUUGAGGCUGAGAGUGUCCUAAAAUGUACACCGUACAGCAGCAUGUUUAGGGAAAGGGGGAUACCUAGUCAGUUGCACAAUUGAAUGCAUUCAACCGAAAUGUAUCUUCCGCAUUUAACCCAACCCCUUUAAAUCAGAGGUGCGGGGGGCUACCUUAAUCGAUAUCGGCAACCGGGGAGCAAUUGUUGCUGGGGGUUAACUGCCUUCCUCAAGGGCAGAACUGCAGAUUUUUCCACUUUGCCGGCUCGGGGAUUCAAACCAGCGACCUUUCGGUUACUGGCCCAACGCUCUUAAUGCCCGUAACCACUUUAUACACACAGAAGAAUGGAAUAUAGAGAAAGGAAAGAAAGAAAGACUAUGUGGUCAAUCGAUGUGCUCGUAAUUAGAACCUUAGGUAAAGAAAAAUAGAGGUGUAAGCCAGGGUUUCUCUGAAGACAACACAUGCAUUAUACAAUAACAUACACAUACUAGAUAAUGGUACUCUACACUCACAUCCCCUUAUGGCCCCAUAUGGCCCAAGGCCCUUACUGUUUCUCCACAGUGUCCUGAUACCUAACCAACACCUCCUUGUAUCUCCAGGGAACCUACAGUGAGGGAAAAAAGUAUUUGAUCCCCUGCUGAUUUUGAACGUUUGCCCACUGACAAAGAAAUUAUCAGUCUAUAAUUUUAAUGGUAGGUUUAUUUGAACAGUGAGAGAAAGAAUAACAACAACAAAAUUCAGAAAAACGCAUGUCAAAAAUGUUAUAAAUUGAUUUGCAUGUUAAUGAGGGAAAUAAGUAUUUGACCCCCUCUCAAUCAGAAAGAUUUCUGGCUCCCAGGUGUCUUUUAUACAGGUAAUGAGCUGAGAUUAGGAGCACUCUAUCUAAUCGCAGUUUGUUACCUGUAUAAAAGACACCUGUCCACAGAAGCAAUCAAUCAAUCAGAUUCCAAACUCUCCACCAUGGCCAAGACCAAAGAGCUCUCCAAGGAUGUUAGGGACAAGAUUGUAGACCUACACAAGGCUGGAAUGGGCUACAAGACCAUCGCCAAGCAGCUUGGUGAGAAGGUGACAACAGUUGGUGCGAUUAUUCGCAAAUGGAAGAAACACAAAAUAACUGUCAAUCUCCCUCGGCCUGGGGCUCCAUGCAAGAUCUCACCUCGUGGAGUUGCAAUGAUCAUGAGAACGGUGAGGAAUCAGCCCAGAACUACACGGGAGGAUCUUGUCAAUGAUCUCAAGGCAGCUGGGACCAUAGUCACCAAGAAAACAAUUGGUAACACACUACGCCAUGAAGGACUGAAAUCCUGCAGCGCCCGCAAGGUCCCCCUGCUCAAGAAAGCACAUAUACAGAGCUGUCUGAAGUUUGCCAAUGAACAUCUGAAUGAUUCAGAGGAGAACUGGGUGAAAGUGUUGUGGUCAGAUGAGACCAAAAUCGAGCUCUUUGGCAUCAACUCAACUCUCCAUGUUUGGAGGAGUAGGAAUGCUGCCUAUGACCCCAAGAACACCAUCCCCACCAACAUGGAGGUGGAAACAUUAUGUUUUGGGGGUGUUUUUCUGCUAAGGGGACAGGACAACUUCACCGCAUCAAAGGGACGAUGGACGGGGCCAUGUACCGUCAAAUCUUGGGUGAGAACCUCCUUCCCUCAGCCAGGGCAUUGAAAAUGGGUCGUGGAUGGGUAUUCCAGCAUGACAAUGCCCAAAAACACACAGCCAAGGCAACAAAGGAGUGGUUCAAGAAGAAGCACAUUAAGGUCCUGGAGUGGCCUAGCCAGUCUCCAGACCUUAAUCCCAUAGAAAAUCUGUGGAGGGAGCUGAAGGUUUGAGUUGCCAAACGUCAGCCUCGAAACCUUAAUGACUUGGAGAAGAUCUGCAAAGAGGAGUGGAACAAAAUCCCUCCUGAGAUGUGUGCAAACCUGGUGGCCAACUACUAGAAACGUCUGACCUCUGUGAUUGCCAACAAGGGUUUUGCCACCAAGUACUAAGUAAUGUUUUGCAGAUGGGUCAAAUACUUAUUUCCAUCAUUAAAAUGCAAAUCAAUUUAUAACAUUUUUGACAUGCGUUUUUCUGGAUUUUUUUGUUGUUAUUCUGUCUCUCACUGUUCAAAUAAACCUACCAUUAAAAUUAUAGACUGAUCAUGUCUUUGUCAGUGGGCAAAAGUACAAAAUCAGCAGGGGAUCAAAUACUUUUUUCCCUCACUGUAUCACAGGAUAAAAUGGUGGCUUUGCUCAUAAAAAUGAUUUGACCUUUAAAGUAUUUUGAUUAUAUUUUCUGGACACUAAUCCUCUCUGAUUCUGUUAAUGUUUUUGUCAUCUUCUUCUGCUGACAAUUUCCCUCCCUCUCAGCAACCUAGACAUGGACACACUCUCAGGUAAUUAUCCCUGACUCUUCACUUUUGUUAUUGACUGUGUGCUGUCAAAAUGCUCUCUCAAGAACUUUACUUUUUAAUCCCCUGUCUUUUACAGGAUUUUAAAUGUUAUAAAGCCCUACGUGUUUUAUGCCACUCAGUAUACAAGUAUUCAACAUUGUACCCGACAGCUCUGUAUCUCUACUCCCCAGAAUUCUUCUCUCCACACCUGGGGGAAUAUCUGAACGUCCUGUCUGCUCUGGAAAAGCUGAACGUCGCCAUCUUAAAGGCCAUGGACACAACUAAAGAGGUUUGUGGCCAAUACAGUACAGCAUGUUUAAAGGGAUAGUUCAGUGAAAUUACAUGUUGAGAUAUUUGUUUCCUUACCUCGAAAGCAGUCUAUGGACAAGGUGUGACUGCUAUCCAUACUUUGCUUUUGUUAAAAUGACCACGGCCAACAAAUGCUAAUAUUGCUGAACUAUCUCUUUAAGCUUUUACAUUAGAAUCAACUUUUAGUGGUAACUGCAGCUCUCAUAACUCAUUUGGUAAGAGAAACUCACUUGGCCGUCUCUUUCCAUUACAUUUUGCUGUUGUUAUAGCUUUUGCCGUCACACACGUUUCAUGUGUUGAUGUCUACUGAGAAUUUGAAGUAAACAGCAACACAAUAGCCAGUUUUGCCUUUAUUCGCUUAUGACAUUUAAACCACUUUUCCCCUGUAGGAUUUAGGGUAGGCUUUUGUUAGUGCCAUAAGCCUAUGAGAUCUCUCAGCUGUGAUGGUGAUAUGACAGUAUGGAAAGUGGAUAUGCACUACUUAGUCCUCUUGCUCUUUCUGUUUGAACACACUGAUGUGGCAUUUUAAAACGACAGGCUGAAAUACCCCUGCAGGGACCCCUCACUUACAUUUCAACUAUGACUCCAGUUCAGGUAUUUUCAUUGUAAACUUUGGAAUGAAAUGUGGUGUCGGUCUGAGGACCGACCUAUCUCUAGUUGGACAGGUGCUGUAAAUACGGUAGUCCUUUAAGCAAAAUUCCCUCCAAACCCAGCAAACAACUUCUGGUUGGUCAUUUCUGGCAUUUAUAACUACUCUCAGGGUCCAAGCAUAAAGUAAAGCAUAUAAAACCAUGGCUGUCUUCUCUGUCAGGGCAUUGCUUGCCAAUACGAGACAUCACUUCAAAGAUUCAUGCUUGGUUAUGAAGAAACCAGCUAAAAAGAGCAUUGGCAAGUGGUUUACAAUUUCUGAAAUUUAUUUUUGAUGUACAGUGCAUUCAGAAAGUGUUCAGACCCCUUCACUUUUUCAACAUUUUGUUACAGUACAGCCUUAUUCUAAAAUGGCUUACAAUACCCCAUAAUGAGAAAGUGAAAACAGGUUUUUAGAAAUGUUUGCUAAUUAUAAAAAAUAAAAAACAGAAAUACCUUGUUUACAUAAGUAUUCAGACCUUUUGCUAUGAGACUCGAAAUUGAGCUCAGGUGCAUCCUGUUUCCAAUGAUCAUCCUUGAGAUAUUUCUACAACUUGAUUGGAGUCCACCUGUGGUAAAUUCAAUUGAUUGGACAUUAUUUGGAAAGGCACACAUCAGUCUAUGUAAGGUCCCACAAUUGACAGUGCAUGUCAGAGCAAACACCAAGCCAUGAGGUCAAAGGAAUUGUCCGUAGAGCUCCGUGACAGGAUUUUGUCGAUGCACAGAUCUGGGGAAGGGUACAAAAAAAUUCUGCAGCAAUGAAGGUCCCCAAGAACACAGUGGCCUCCAUCAAUCUUAAAUGGAGGUGACCAAGAACCCAAUGGUCACUCUGACAGAGCUCCAGAGUUCCUCUGUGGAGAUGGGAGAACCUUCCAGAAGGUCAACCAUCUCUGCAGCACUCCACCAAUCAGGCCUUUAUGGUAGAGUUGCCAGACGGAAGCCAUUCCUCAGUAAAAGGCACAUGACAGCCAGCUUGGAGUUUGCCAAAAGGCACCAAAAGGAGUCUCAGACCAUGAGAAACAAGAUUCUAUGGUCUGAUGAAACCAAGAUUGAACUCUUUGGCCUAAAUGCCAAGCGUCACGUCUGGAGGAAACCUGGCACCAUCCCUAAAGUGAAGCAUGGUGGUGGCAGCAUGAUGCUGUGGGGAUGUUUUUCAGUGGCAGGGAUGGGGAGACUAGUCAGGAUCGAGGGAAAGAUGAACAGAGCAAAGUACAGAGAGGGGCGAAGGUUCACCUGCCAACAGGACAACGACACUAAGUACACAUCCAAGACAAUGCAGUAGUGGCUUCGAGACAAGUCUCUGAAUGUCCUUGAGUGGCCCAACCAGAGCCCGGACUUGAACCCGAUUUAAAAUCUCUGGAGACACCUAAAAAUAGCUGUGCAGCGACGCUCCCCAUCCAACCUGAGAGAGCUUGAGAGGAUCUGCAGAGAAGAAUGGGAGGAACUCCCCAAAUACAGGUGUGCCAAGCUUGUAGCGGCAUACCCAAGAAGACUCGAGGCUGUAAUCGCUGCCAAAGGUGCUUCAACAAAGUACUGAGUAAAGGGUCUGAUUACUUAUGUAAAUGUGAUAUUUCAGGUGUGUUUUUUGUAAAUAAAUGUGCAAAAAUUUCUAAAAACCUGUUUUUGCUUAAUUCAUUAUAGGUUAUUGUGUGUAGAUUGAUGAGGGGCAAAAAACUAUUAAAUCCAUUUUAGAAUAAGGCUGUAACGUAACAAAAUGUGGAAAAGGUGAAGGGGUCUGAAUACUUUCCGAAUGCACUGUAAAUGGCUUGAUCAAAUGAAUUUACAAACAUAACUCUUGAGAGUCCUGCCCAUCACCAACGUCUAAAAUCAAAUCAAACGCUGUGUGUGUCACUCUACACUCUCUCCUCCUCCACUGACGAUACUGUCUGCACACACUAGAGUAUCUAGCGUCCUGCCAGUGCAUUCGGAAAGUAUUCAGACCCCUUGACUUUUUAAAAUGGAUUAAAUAAAAACAUUUCCUCAUCAAUCUACACACAAUACCCCAUAAUGACAAAGCAAAAACUGGUUUUUAGAAAUUGACAUGAUUUGGAAAGGCACACACCUGUCUAUAUACAGUGAGGGAAAAAAGUAUUUGAUCCCCUGCUGAUUUUGUACGGUUGCCCACUGACAAAGAAAUGAUCAGUCUAUAAUUUUAAUGGUAGGUUUAUUUGAACAGUGAGAGACAGAAUAACAACAAAAAAAUCGAGAAACAAGCAUGUCAAAAAUGUUAUAAAUUGAAUUGCAUUUUAAUGAGGGAAAUAAGUAUUUGACCCCCUCUCAAUCAGAAAUAUUUCUGGCUCCCAGGUGUCUUUUAUACAGGUAACGAGCUGAGAUUAGGAGCACACUCUUGAAGGGAGUGCUCCUAAUCUCAGUUUGUUACCUGUAUAAAAGACACCUGUCCACAGAAGCAAUCAAUCAAUCAGAUUCCAAACUCUCCACCAUGGCCAAGACCAAAGAGCUCUCCAAGGAUGUCAGGGACAAGACUGUAGACCUACACAAGGCUGGAAUGGGCUACAAGACCAUCGCCAAGCAGCUUGGUGAGAAGGUGACAACAGUUGGUGCGAUUAUUCGCACAUGGAAUAAACACAAAAUAACUGUCAAUCUCCCUCGGCCUGGGGCUCCAUGCAAGAUCUCACCUCGUGGAGUUGCAAUGAUCAUGAGAACGGUGAGGAAUCAGCCCAGAACUACACGGGAGGAUCUUGUCAAUGAUCUCAAGACAGCUGGGACCAUAGUCACCAAGAAAACAAUUGGUAACACACUACGCCGUGAAGGACUGAAAUCCUGCAGCGCCCGCAAGGUCCCCCUGCUCAAGAAAGCACAUAUACAGGGCCGUCUGAAGUUUGCCAAUGAACAUGUGAAUGAUUCAGAGGAGAACUGGGUGAAAGUGUUGUGGUCAGAUGAGACCAAUAUCGAGCUCUUUGGCAUUAACUCAACUCGCCGUGUUUGGAGGAGGAGGAAUGCUGCCUAUGACCCCAAGAACACCAUCCCCACCGUCAAACAUGGAGGUGGAAACAUUAUGCUUUGGGGGUGUUUCUCUGCUAUGGGGACAGGACAACUUCACCGCAUCAAAGGGACGAUGGAUGGGGCCAUGUACCGUCAAAUCUUGGGUGAGAACCUCCUUCCCUCAGCCAGGGCAUUGAAAAUGGGUCGUGGAUGGGUAUUCCAGCAUGACAAUGACCCAAAACACACGGCCAAGGCAACAAAGGAGUGGCUCAAGAAGAAGACAUUAAGGUCCUGGAGUGGCCUAGCCAGUCUCCAGACCUUAAUCCCAAAGAAAAUCUGUGGAGGAAGCUGAAGGUUCGAGUUGCCAAACGUCAGCCUCAAAACAUUAAUGACUUGGAGAAGAUCUGCAAAGAGGAGUGGAACAAAAUCCCUCCUGAGAUGUGUGCAAACCUGGUGGCCAACUACAAGAAACGUCUGACCUCUGUGAUUGCCAACAAGGGUUUUGCCACCAAGUACUAAGUAAUGUUUUGCAGAGGGGUCAAAUACUUAUUUCCCUCAUUAAAAUGCAAAUCAAUUUAUAACAUUUUUGACAUGCGUUUUUCUGGAUUUUUUUGUUGUUAUUCUGUCUCUCACUUCAAAUAAACCUACCAUUAAAAUUAUAGACUGAUCAUGUCUUUGUCAGUGGGCAAAAGUACAAAAUCAGCAAGGGAUCAAAUACUUUUUUCCCUCACUGUAAGGUCCCAUUGUUGACAGUGCAUGUCAGAGCAAAAACCAAGCCAUGAGGUCUGAAUACUUUCCGAAUGCACUGUAUAUAUACUGAACAAAAAUAUAAAUGCAACAUGUAAAGUUUUGGUCCGAUGUUUCAUGAGCUAAAGUAAAAGAUCCCAGAAAUGUUCCAUAUGCACAAAAAGCUUAUUUCUCUCAAAUGUUGUUCACACAUUUGUGUACAUCCCUGUUAGUGAGCAUUUCUCCUUUGCCAAGAUAAUCCAUCCACCUGACAAGUGUAGCAUAUCAAGAAGCUAAUUAAACAGCAUGAUCAUUACACAGGUGCACCUUGUGCUGGGGACAACAAAAGGCCACUCUAAAAUGUGCAGUGUUGUCACACAACACAAUGCCACAGAUGUCUCAAUUUUUGGUGUGCUGACUGCAGGAAUGUCCACCAGAGCUGUUGCCAGAGAAUUUGAUGUUCAUUUCUCUACCAUAAGCCGCCUCCAAUGUCAUUUUAGAGAAUUUGGAAGUACGUCCAACCGGCCUCACAACCGCAAACCACGUGUAACCACGCCAUCCCAGGACCUCAACAUCUGGCUUCUUCACCUGCAGGAUCAUCUGAAACCACCCACCCGGACAGCUGAUGAAACAGUGGGUUUGCACAAUCGAAGGAUUUCUGCAGUUUCAAUUGUUUCAACUGUAUCGGGCAGAUGGCAGACAGCGUGUCUGGCGUCGUCUGGGUUUGCCAAUGUCAACGUUGUGAACAGAGUGCCCCAUGGUGGCGGUGGGGUUCUAGUAUGGGCAGGCAUAAGCUAUGGACAACAAACACAAUUGCAUUUAAUCGAUGGCAAUUUGAAUGCACAGAGAUACCGUGAUGAGAUCCUGAGGCCCAUUUCAUCCACCGCCAUUACCUCAUGUUUCAGCAUGAUAAUGCACGGCCCCAUGUCGCAAGGAUCUGUACACAAUUCCUGGAAGCUGAAAAUGUCCCAGUUCUUCCAUGGCCUGCAUACUCACCAUACAUGUCACCCAUUGAGCAUGUUUGAGAUGCUCUGGAUCGACGUGUACGACAGCGUGUUCCAGUUCCCGCCAAUAUCCAGCAACUUCGCACAGCCAUUGAAGAGGAGUGGGACAACAUUCCACAGGCCACAAUCAACAGCCUGAACAACUCUAUGUGAAGGAGAUGUGUUGCGCUGCAUGAGGCAAAUGGUGGUCACUCCAGAUACUGACUGGUUUUCUGAUCCAUGCCCCUACUUUUUUUUAAAGGUAUCUGUGACCAACAGAUGCGUAUCUGUAUUCCCAGUCAUGUGAAAUCCAUAGAUUAGGGCCUAAUGAAUUCAUUUCAAUUGACUGAUUUUGUUAUAUGAACUGUAACUCCGUAAAAUCUUUGAAAUUGUUGCAUGCUGCGUUUAUAUUUUUAUUAAGUGUAUUUGCUCCGUGGUGCACAUUGGAAGGAACCACUUACUAGGGAGAAUAGUAAGUGGUUCCACUGACAGAUAUUUCUUGAAAUUAUUAUGAUAAAACAUGAGCUUAAAAAUCAAGUGUAGUAAUUAUUUUAACAUCUGAAUAUUGUAUUAAAAAAAAUAUCUGAUGGGGCACGUGCCCUUGUGUCCCCUAUGGGCAUGACACCAUUGAAUAUAACGUUGUGGAUAAAGUUUAGAAUUACACAAUUUCAUAUCUACAACAUCUAAAGGCCUACAUCACUAUACUGAGAGCAUGUCUGUUUCUAAAAGGACGUAUUUGGUUUCUUUGGGAGCCUUUGUUAAUGUAUUUUGGUCACCCCCACAGUACACAACGAGCAAUGAGGAAGUUUAUUGCAGCUGGGGUAAGUUUCUCGAAAACAAGUGAAAUCACAAAAAAAAGUGUCUGCACCCUUCUAUAACUGCCAUUUACAUAAAAAUAGAGAUUCCCUUCAGAAAAAGUAAACCACUCCUUUAAGACAUGAAAGCAGAACGGUGUUAAUUUGGUGUGAUCUAUAGAGAUAUCCUGCUCAUAGCACAUACAGAGGCAGACUGGAGCACUGGAUGAUAAUGAGAUUAUUGUUUUGAUAAACAUGGUGUUCAGAUCAAAGAACCUGCCAUAAAAUGAAAUCGAUAACAUGCUUAAGCUUCAUCAGUCUAAUCCUUGAUGUUGGGAUCAGGCUAAUCUGUGGUGUGGAUGGAUGCAGAUGGAACAUUAUUGAUUGGUCUAUGCUAUGCUGUGAAUCCCAAUCCCCACUAUUUGUGUCGAAAUUGCUAUACAGAUGUAGGAUUUUAAUUUGAUCCGUUUUUCACAGCAUGAAAAUAAAGUGGAAAUUACAAAUUUAAGAAACUUCGGAAAGGUAUAAUCUUGAGCGGAGGGAGCAUAGAUGGAACAGCCAGGCAGGGAGGUAGAAACAUCCCACUGGGCACAAACUGGUUGAAUCAACGUUGUUUCAAUGAAAUUUGUCAACGUAUUGUGAUGUGGAAUCUAUGUGGAAAAUACAUUGGAUUUGAAAAAAGUAAUCAACUGUUGUUUUGAGGGUGAAAUUUCAACCACAGGAUUACGUCAUCUUGGCAACCAAUUUUCAACAUUGAAAACCUUGUAUAAAAUGUUGAAGUUUUACCUUUGAAACAACGUCAGAUCUUCAACGUUAUAUCCACUAUCUGAAAAAACAAUAGGUUGCGCCCUGCUUAGCUUUGAUAUCUGUCACUGACUACUACCAAAGUGCUAUCUUGGGAUGAUUAUUGAGAGAGCUCUUAAUAACUCAAUAGAUUCCCCGUUGCUAUCGAAGUUAUUCCAAAGGGUAGAUUUAACAGAGCAAAUUAAAUGUAACCAUACAUUAUAAGUCAUGUAUCAUUAAUAUUUAGGCCUGUAUGGCAUUUGUGAAGCCAUCAACAGCUAUUGUUUAAUUUCAACCCAGGGUUCAACUAAAAAUAGAAAUUACAUAUAGGCCUAGGGUUUCAAGCUUUGGUUGAUUUGAAAUGUUAUCUUCAAGUUGUUAAUUCAUAUGUUAGAUUCACGUCUCCAUCUAAACCAAAAAGUUAAAGAAUAGGACUAAAUCAAAUAAAACUUUAUUUAAAGUGCAUUUAAAGUUUGAUUUGAUUUAGUCCUAUUCUUUAACUUUGAUUUUUGAUUGAGAUGGAGAUGUGAAUCCAACAUAUAAAUUAUUAAUCUGUAGACAAACUGGAUAUUGAAUUGUGUUUGGUUGUCAACGCAACAAAUGUCAAUAUUUGAAGAUAUAUCUUCUGCAAAAUAGUUCCAUCUGUGCCACUGACUUAGUCUGGCUUUAAUUCCAGUUUUCUACAAAUUAAUAAUUGAUAUGUUGGAUUCACUUCUCCAUCGCAACUGAAAAUCAAAGUUAAAGAGUAGGACUAAAUCAAAUCAAUUAUUCUUUAAAGGUGCUACGCAUUGUAAUUUCAGAAAAUGUCCAUAAUAUACACUACAUGACCAAAAGUAUGUGGAUAACUGCUCAUCAAACAUCUCAUUCCAAAAUCAUGGGCAUUAAUAUGGAGUUUGUCCCCACUUUGCUGCUAUAACAGCCUCUACUCUUCUGGGAAGGCUUUCCACUAGAUGUUGGAACAUUGCUGCAGGGACUUGCUUCCAUUCAGCCACAAGAGCAUUAGUGAGGUCGGGCACUGAUAUUGGGCCAUUAGGCCUGGCUCCGAUUCAUCCCAAAGGUGUUCGAUGGGGUUGAGGUCAGGGCUCUGUGCAGGCCAGUAAAGUUCUUCCACACCAAUCUCGACAAACCAUUUCUGUAUGGACCUCGCUUUGUGCACGGGGGCAUUGUCAUGCUGGAACAGGAAAGGGCCUUCCCCAAACUGUUGCCACAAAGUUGAAAGCACAGAAUCGUCUAGAAUGUCAUUGUAUUCUGUAGCAUUAAGAUUUCCCUUCAAUGGAACUAAGGGGUCUAGCCCGAACCAUGAAAAACAGCCCCAGACCAUUAUUCCUCCUCCACCAAACUUUACAGUUGGCACUAUGCAUUGGGGCAGGUAGCGUUCUCCUGGCAUCCGCCAAACCCAGAUUCAUCCGUCGGACUGCCAGAGGGUGAAGCAUGAUUCAUCACUCCAGAGUCCAAUGGCGGCGAGCUUUACACCACUCCAGCCGACACUUGGUGAUUUUAGGCUUGUGUGCGGCUGCUCGGCCAUGGACAACCAUUUCAUGAAGCUCCCGAUGAACAGUUCUUGUGCUGACGUUGCUUCCAGAGGCAGUUUGGAACUCGGUAGUGAGUGUUGCAACUGAGGACAGACGAUUUUUACGCGCUACUUGCUUCAGCAUUCGGCGUCCCGUUCUGUGAGCUUGUGUGGCCUACCACUUCGCGGCUGAGCCAUUGUUGCUCCUAGAUGUUGCCACUUCACAAUAACAGCAUUUACAGUUGACCGGGCAGCUUUAGCAGGGCAGAAAUUUGACGGACUGACUUGUUGGAAAGGUGGCAUCCUAUGAUGGUGCCACAUUGAAAGUCACUGAGCUCUUCAUAAGGCCAUUCUACUGCCAAUGUUUGUCUGUGGAGAUUUCAUGGCUGUGUGCUCGAUUUUAUACACCAGUCAACAACGGGUGGGGCUGAAAUAGCUGAAUCCACUAUUUUGAAGGGGUGUCCACAUACUUUUGUAUAUAUACUGUAUCUGGCGCUAAUAGUGGAAGGAUAGUGUUUCACAGUAUUACUUACCCACCAGUGUUGUGAUUGGCUGUGAUAUUCGCCUAUUGAUUUCUCCCGCCGAAGCGGCAUCUGUUGUCAAAAUGUUCUGACUUAGUGGAUGUGUUAUCUAGUGGAAAUCGCUCUGUCAUUCCUGGUUGCAAAAAUUCUACACUGUUCGCUCAAUUUCAGUUGAUGUGACAAAACAAUGGAAUCAUUGUACCAUCUAAAUCGCUGUGAAACAUAUUAUCCAUAACAAAACAUUGUGUUUUUACAGCUGUUUGAAGUUGGUGGACCAAAACUGAAAGUUACAAGUUACUUUCAGUUUUGGCCCACCAGCUUCAACCAGCGGUUUUGGUCCAUCAGCUCCAACAGUUGAAAAAACAAUAUUUUUUGCUAUAAAAAAUAUAUUUCACAGCAAUUUAGAUGGUACAAUGAUUACCUACACUAGUCAGUGCUUAUUUUCUCACAUAAACCUAAAUUGAGCGAACAGUGUAGAAUUCUUGCAACCAGGAAGUGAUUUCCACUAGAUAACACGGCCACAGUCAGAAGAGCUUUCACAUUUUGACAACAGAUGCCGCUCCGGCGGGAGAAUAGGCGAAUAUAACAGCCAAUCACAACACUGGCGGGUAAGUAAUACUGUGAAACACUAUCAUUCCAGUAUUACUGAAGAUACUGUAUAUUAUGGACAUUUUCUGAAAUUACAAUGCAACAUUUCAACAACAACAAAAUCCUCUGUAGCACCUUUAACUUAUAUUUUUGGUUGAGAUGGAGACGUGAAUCCAACGUAUCAAUUAUUAAUUUGUAGACAAACUGGAAUUAAAGCCAGACUAAGUCAGGGGCACAAAAGAUACAUCUCCUUCAAAUGUUGAUAUUUUGUUGCGUUGAAAAUCAAACACAAUUCAAUAUCGCUUUUGUAAUAAAUGAAAUAGCCUAAAGUUAAAGCUAUCUUACAAACUAAUGUAACUUAAAGUGAGUGAGUGGCGCAGUGGUCUAAGGCGCCGCAUCGCAGUGCUAACUGUGCCACUAGAGAUCCUGGUUCGAAUCCAGGCUCUGUCGCAGCCGGCCGCGACCGGGAGACUCAUGGGCGGCGCACAAUUGGCCCAGGGUAGGGGAGGGAAUGGCCGGCAGGGAUGUAGCUCAGUUGAUAGAGCAUGGCGUUUGCAACGCCAGGGUUGUGGGUUCGAUUCCCACGGGGGGCCAGUAUAAAAAAUAAAAAAUAAAAUAAAAAAAUGUAUUCACUAACUGUAAGUCGCUCUGGAUAAGAUGUAGCGAAUGGUGGUAACGUCAGAUACUGACUGGUUUUCUAGGGGCGUGGUGAUCCACGCCCCUACCUUUCUGUUUAAAGUAUCUGUGACCAACAGAUGCGUAUCUGUAUUCCCAGUUAUGUGAAAUCCAUAGAUUAGGCCCUAAUGAGUUUAUUUCAAUUGACAGAUUUCCUUAUAUGAACUGUAACUCAGUAAAAUCUUUUAAAUUGUUGCAUGUUGCGUUUAUAUUUUUGUUCAGUGAAUAUAAGCUAAACAGACUUGCCAUAAUCAGUCUUGCAAUUCCGUGAAUCACCACCCAAUGUUUCAGUUAAUCUCUCAAGAAGUUAUCAAAAACCAAAAAAGUAAAAAAAACGCUUUAAGAGGCACAAUGCAGAAAUUGCUCCGCCAUUUCCUGGUUGCUAAAAUUCGAAUCGUUCGCCUAAUUUCAAGUAUCGUGUAGUGAAUCAUUGUACCAUCUAAACCGCUGUGAAAUGUCCUCUGUAGCUCAGUUGGUAGAGCAUGGCUCUUACAACGCCAGGGUUGUGGGUUCGUUUCCCACGGGGGGCCAGUAUGAAAAUGUAUGCACUCACUAACUGUAAGUCGCUCUGGAUGAGAGCGUCUGCUAAAUGACUAAAAUGUAAAUGUAAAUGUAAAAUAUAUUUUCCAUAAACAAAAAUAUUGCAUUUUCAGCUGUUUGAAGCUGGUAUACAAAACCGAAAGUCAAAGACGGGAAGCAUAGAAAUAGCGCACAUAGAACAUAUCUACCGCUUCUUAGACUUGCUUUCAAUGUGUCACGUUCGUUGAAGGACGGGUCAGACCAAGGCGCAGCGUGAUAUACGUACAUGUUUAUUUACUCGCACCAGACCAGUGGUGCGUUUGUCCAGUCCGGCACAACUGUGAGAGACUGAAUCUAAAACAAAAAUCCAGAAAAUCACAUUGUAUGAUUUUUAAGUAAUUCAUUUGCAUUUUAUUGCAUGACAUAAGUAUUUGAUACAUCAGAAAAGCAGAACUUAAUAUUUGGUACAGAAACCUUUGUUUGCAAUUACAGAGAUCAUACGUUUCCUGUAGGUCUUGACCAGGUUUGCACAGACUGCAGCAGGGAUUUUGGCCCACUCCUCCACACAGACCUUCUCCAGAUCCUUCAGGUUUCGGGGCUGUCGCUGGGCAAUACGGACUUUCAGCUCCCUCCAAAGAUUUUGUAUUGGGUUCAGGUCUGGAGACUGGCUAGGCCACUCCAGGACCUUGAGAUGCUUCUUACGGAGCCACUCCUUAGUUGCCCUGGCUGUGUGUUUCGGGUCGAUGUCAUGCUGGAAGACCCAGCCACGACCCAUCUUCAAUGCUCUUACUGAGGGAAGGAGGUUGUUGGCCAAGAUCUCGCGAUACAUGGCCCCAUCCAUCCUCUCCUCAAUACGGUGCAGUCGUCCUGUCCCCUUUGCAGAAAAGCAUCCCCAAAGAAUGAUGUUUCCACCUCCAUGCUUCACGGUUGGGAUGGUGUUCUUGGGGUUGUACUCAUCCUUCUUCUUCCUCCAAACACGGCGAGUGGAGUUUAGACCAAAAAGCUUUAUUUUUGUCUCAUCAGACCACAUGACCUUCUCCCAUUCCUCCUCUGGAUCAUCCAGAUGGUCAUUGGCAAACUUCAGACGGGCCUGGACAUGCGCUGGCUUGAGCAGAGGGACCUUGCGUGCGCUGCAGGAUUUUAAUCCAUGACGGCGUAGGGUGUUACUAAUGGUUUUCUUUGAGACUGUGGCCCCAGCUCUCUUCUGGUCAUUGAUCAGGUCCUGCCGUGUAGUUCUGGGCUGAUCCCUCACCUUCCUCAUGAUCAUUGAUGCCCCACGAGGUGAGAUCUUGCAUGGAGCCCCAGACCGAGGGUGAUUGACCGUCAUCUUGAACUUCUUCCAUUUUCUAAUUAUUGUGCCAACAGUUGUUGCCUUCUCACCAAGCUGCUUGCCUAUUGUCCUGUAGCCCAUCCCAGCCUUGUGCAGGUCUACAAUUGUAUCCCUGAUGUCCUUGCACAGCUCUCUGGUCUUGGCCAUUGUGGAGAGGUUGGAGUCUGUUUGAUUGAGUAUGUGGACAGGUGUCUUUUAUACAGGUAACGAGUUCAAACAGGUGCAGUUAAUACAAGUAAUGAGUGGAGAACAGGAGGGCUUCUUAAAGAAAAACUAACAGGUCUGUGAGACCCGGAAUUCUUACUGGUUGGUAGGUGAUCAAAUACUUAUGUCAUGCAAUAAAAUGCAAAUUAAUUACUUAAAAAUCAUACAAUGUGAUUUUCUGGAUUUUUGUUUUAGAUUCCGUCUCUCACAGUUGAAGUGUACCUAUGAUAAAAAUUACAGACCUCUACAUGCUUUGUAAGUAGGGAAACCUGCAAAAUCGGCAGUGUAUCAAAUACUUGUUCUCCCCACUGUACAUGUUUAUUUACACUGAAUAAACACCAUGACAAAACAACAAAGGAAACGAAACAUGAAGUCCAAGGUAGAACACACAACAUACCUUACAAGGAACAAGAUCCCACAACUAAACAGUGCCAAUAGGCUGCCUAAGUAUGGUCCCCAAUCAGAGACAACGAGUGACAGCUGCCUCUGAUUGGGAACCACACCGGCCAACAUAGAUCCAUACAUACUAGAUCCUAUACAUAGAACUACACAACCUAGAAUAUACACACCCUGACUCAACAUAUAAGAGUCCCCUGAGUCAGGGCGUGACACAAUGAGAAUGACAGAUCUAUAACACACAUUUCUAUGUGAAUUUGGUCGGGUGCCCAAAAAGUUACAUAUUGCAGCUUGAAAAACAAAAUAUGUAUAAUAUUUACAGAUCUUUCUGCCAGGGUUGCCAGGUCUUGCUAACAUUUCUAGCCCAAUGACCACUCAAAACCUACCCACAAGGCUUGAAAAGUAGCCCCAUUUUUUGGGGUCGCAGCAAGAGAUGUGUUGCCACAUUUACAACUGGUAAAAUCACUUUAAGACGUAUGUUUUUUUUUCUCCAGAAAACAUUAUUGUGAAAUGGUGUUCAUACAAUGUUAAACAUUGUUAAAUAAGGAUAAUACAAGUCACAUUACUCCAAAAUAAUAAUAUUUUCAACUGGAGUAUAAAAAUCGAUAAGCCCCAACAGUUUGCUUUUUGGCUUCUUUUUGUCCCAGUCAUCAAUCCCUCUGGAGCAAGAAGGAAAGGAAAGAGAGAGAGAGGAGAUCCAUCAUGAGUCCAGUACAUCAAGAGAGUUUUAUUCUACUAUUAAUCAAUCACUACUAUAAUUUGAAAGUAAGUAAUGGAAUUAAUUGGUUCCUCUCUGUCCUCACCACUGCACCACUGCACCACUCUCUCUCUCCUCUGACUUCAACUUUCUGGCCAAUGUUAGCUAGCUACGGGGCUCGAGACUUUUUUCAUCACCGUACCAGAAUCGUCUCGAAGUGCAAUUUAAAACGUCCCAAAUUGCAGAUUAACUGUCCCAAAUUAAAAUUUGGUGUGAAAACCGCAAUGCCAUGGCAACCACAGAACUAGUAGAACUGCACCAGAGCUACACGGCGCCAUGGCAACCACAUAACUAUUAGAAAUGCACCAGAGCUACUCAGCUGUUCUCCCCAUCUCCCCUUCUCUCUCCAUAUCUAUUUCUUUCUACCUCUUUCACACAGUCCCUCUUCGCCUUUUCCAUUCUGUCAUUAAUCUGCCCAACAUCAGUUUUGAUUCACUCAAGGAGAGGUUAUUGCCUGAAGGGCUGUACUGAGAUCAGAUUUGCCUUCCCUAGUCCUAGCCUUGACUAUUGCUUAUUCAAAAACAAACUGGCCUUGGAGCAUAAGAGCUUGAGUACAACUCCUAUCAACAUUCCUCUUUAUAUCUCAGAAGUGAUGUCAAUAAGUCCCCUCUCGGGACACUAAAGUGGGGGUGAAUAUCUGUGUCGCUCUACAGCCAUGGUUCUGAUAACAUUCAAUCCAAUUCAAACAUUUCAACAGUCCUGGGCACAUUAUUCAAAAAGUGUCAGAGUAAGAAUGCCGAUUUAGGAUUACGUCCCCCCCUGUCCAUACAAUCAUAUUCAGUAUGAUCUAAAAGGUAAAACUGGUCCUAUAUCAGCACUCCUACUCUGAUCUUAUAGAAAUUGGAGCAUGCAUUUUUAUCCAUGUCUAUAAUUAUGUUCUCUCUUCCAGUGGAGUGCUGAGAUAAAAAUAUAAAAAAUAAAUAAAAAACUAUUUUCAACAGAAAUUCUCAACUCUGGCUUUCUGUCGAGAAGAGAAAGGAAGUAAAACGAAAAUAGAAUAGUGUUCAUUAUUCAUGAAGUGUUCAGCACACUGGGAGGGAGCAGGAAAACAUUGGAGAGGAGGGAAUGAAGGAAUACAAUAAACUGUUUCCAUAGGUUGCAAUUUUUCAAAAUACAGCACACUUUCAAGGCUUUGCACACUCAAUUUCGAUAACUUAAUUUCAUAGGGCCAUUGGGGCUUUUUCAGUACUAACAAAAAUGUAACUGAAAAAAAUGAAACUGAAUCAUAAAGAGAUCAGUGCGAACACAGCAGGCUUUCUCAGCUACUAUAAAUCAGGGUCCUCCAAUGAAAUGAUGAGUGCAGUAAAACAAAACAAAAGGAUCAUUAACAAUAUUUUUACCAUCAUGUUACUUGUCACACACCAUUACACAUGGCACCUGCCACUGUAACAUGUUAACCUUUAGCACAUUUAAGAUCAAUUUAGCAAAUUAUUGGUGUGUGAAAUUCCUCAAAGUCACACAGGCUGGGAUUCGGUCUAGUGCCGAUAGAAGAUUUCCGGAUAGUGCUGUCAGAAGUGAAUGCAAUUGAUUUGCACAGCAGCAUGUCCUGGGUGGAGGGUAUACACUGAGUGGACAAAACAUUAGGAACAUCUGACAUAGACUGACCAGGUGAAUCCAGGUGAAGGCUAUGAUCCCUUAUUGAUGUCACUUGUUAAAUCCACUUCAAUCAGUGUAGAAGGGGAGGAGGGUUACAUAGAGGUUACAUGGUUUACAUGGAGGAAAUUGGACCUCUCUGAAAAGAAAAUGGUUGACCCUCCAUUCAACAAAAUAUAUUUUACCUAAACCCUCCCUGAACGCUUGAAAAAAAACAAGUGACCCUCCACUAUACCAAAAAUAAUAAUUUAAAACCAAGUGGAUCGCAGAGAACAUGUCUACCGUUUAUCCUGACUUCUUGGACAGACCAGAGCUUUAGAUAUGCAGUUUUAGAAACUGUUCUUCGUCCUGUAAGCGUUACAUGGCAACGCGGGAAUUUUGAUAGCGCACAGGGCUGCGGGCCAGAAGGCUGUGGGUUCGCAGACCACCGUGGACAAGAGUAGGGGUGGAAAGAUCUACAGUUGAAGUUUACAUACACCUUAGCCAAAUACAUUUAAACUCAGUUUUUCACAAUUCCUGACAUUUAAUCCUAGUAAAAAUUCCCUGUCUUAGGUCAGUUAGGAUCACCACUUUAUUUUAAGAAUGUGAAAUGUCAGAAUAAUACUAGAGAGAAUGAUUUAUUUCAGCUUUUAUUUCUUUCAUCACAUUCCUAGUUUGUCAAAAGUUUACAUACACUCAAUUAGUAUUUGGUAGCAUUGCCUUUAAAUUGUUUAACUUGGGUCAAACGUUUUGGGUAGCCUUCCACAAGCUUCCCACAAUAAGUUGGGUGAGUUUUGGCCCAUUCCUCCUGACAGAGCUGGUGUAACUGAGUCAGGUUUGUAGGCCUCCUUGCUCGCACACGCUUUUUCAGUUCUGCCCACAAAUGUUCUAUAGGAUUGAGGUCAGGGUUUUGUGAUGGCCACUCCAAUACCUUGACUUUGUUGUCCUUAAGCCAUUUUGGCACAACUUUGGAAAUAUGCUUGGAGUCAUUGUCCAUUUGGAAGACCCAUUUGCGACCAAGCUUUAACUUCCUGACUGAUGUCUUGAGAUGUUGCUUCAAUAUAUCCACAUAAUUUUCCUUCCUCAUGAUGCUAUCUAUUUUGUGAAGUGCACCAGUCCCUCCUGCAGCAAAGCACCCCCACAGCAUGAUGCUGCCACCCCCGUGCCUCACGGUUGGGAUGCUGUUCUUCGGCAUGCAAGCCAUCACCUUUUUCCUCCAAACAUAACGAUGGUCAUUAUGGCCAAACAGUUCUAUUUUUGUUUAAUCAGACCAGAGGACAUUUCUCAAAAAAGUAAGAUCUUUGUCCCCAUGUGCAGUUGCAAACCGUAGUCUGGCUUUUAUAUGUCAGUUUUGGAGCAGUGGCUUCUUCCUUGCUGAGCGGCCUUUCAGGUUAUGUCGAUAUAGGACUCGUUUUACUGUGGAUAUAGAUACUUUUGUACCUGUUUCCUCCAGCAUCUUCACAAGGUCCUUUGCUGUUGUUCUGGGAUUGAUUUGCACUUUUCGCACCAAAGUACGUUCAUCUUUAGGAGACAGAACGCGUCUCCUUCCUGAGCGGUAUGACGGCUGCGUGGUCCCAUGGUGUUUAUACUUGCGUACUAUUGUUCGUACAGAUGAACGUGGUACCUUCAGGCGUUUGGAAAUUGCUCCCAAGGAUGAACCAGACUUGUGGAGUUCUACAAUUGUUUUUCUGAAGUCUUGGCUGAUUUCUUUAAAUUUUCCCAUGAUGUCAAGCAAAGAUGCACUGAGUUUGAAGGUAGGCCUUGAAAUACAUCCACAGGUACACCUCCAAUUGACUCAAAUGAUGUCAAUUAGCCUAUCAGAAGCUUCUAAAGCCAUUUUCUGGAAUAUUCCAAGCUGUUUAAAGGCACAGUCAACUUAGUGUAUGUAAACUUCUGACCCACUGGAAUUGUGAUACAGUGAAUUAUAAGUGAAAUAAUCUGUCUGUAAACAAUUGUUGGAAAAAUUACUUGUGUCAUGCACAAAGUGUCCUAACUGUCACGAUCGUCAUAAUGAUUGGACCAAGGCGCAGCGUGAUAUGCGUACAUCUUUUUAAUAGUGUACUGGCAACACGAUACAAAAUACAAAACAACCAAACGAAACGUGAAGUCCUCGGUUAACAACACAAACCAACACGGAACAAGAUCCCACAAAACACAAGUGCACAACAGGCUGCCUAAGUAUGGUUCUCAAUCAGAGACAACAAGCAACAGCUGAUUCACGUUGCCUCUGAUUGAGAACCACCCCGGCCAACAUAGAAACACAUAACCUAGAACAGAACAUAGAAAACAAAAAAUAGACACUACACAAAGAAACUAACACCCUGGCUCAACAUACAAGAGUCCCCAGAGCCAGGGCGUGACAGUACCCCCCCCCCCCCCCCCCCCCCAAAGGCGCGGACUGCGACCGCGCCAACAUAAACCCAACAGGGGAGGGGCCAGGUGUGCAUUCCGCCUCGGAGGCGGAUCCGGCUCCGGGCGUGACCACCACCCUCUAACAACCCCCCCGUAGCGCCCCUGGUCUGGUCCCGCUGGCUGGAGCUGGACUGGACAUCGGUGGAGCGGAUUGCUUAGUCUCCGGUGUGGAGCAGCUGACCGGUACCUGACCAGGCACCGGUGAAACAGGCACGGGCUGUGCCGGACUGACGACGCGCACCACAGGCUUGGUGCGGGGAGCAGGGACGGGCCGGACCGGGCUGGCGACGCGCACCACAGGCUUGGUGCGGGGAGCAGGAACGGGCCGGACCGGGCUGACAUCGCGCACCACUGGCUUGGUGCGGGGAGCAGGAACGGGCCGGACCGGGCUGACGUCGCGCACCACUGGCUUGGUGCGGGGAGCAGGAACGGGCCAGGCCGUGCUGACGACGCGCACCACAGGCUUGGUGCGGGGAGCAGGAACGGGCCGGACCGGGCUGACGUCGCGCACCACUGGCUUGGUGCGGGGAGCAGGAACGGGCCGGACCGGGCUGACGACGCGCACCACAGGCUUGGUGCGGGGAGCAGGAACAGGCCGGGCCGGGCUGGCGACGCGCACCACAGGCUUGGUGCGGGGAGCAGGAACAGGCCGGGCCGGGCUGGCGACGCGCACCAUUGGCUUGGUGCGGGGAGCAGGGACGGGCCGGGCCGGGCCGGGCUGGCGACGCGCACCAUUGGCUUGGUGCGGGGAGCAGGAACGGGCCGGGCCGGGCUGACGACGCGCACCAUUGGCUUGGUGCGAGGGGCAGGAUCAGGCCGGACCGGGCUGGCGACGCGCACCAUUGGCUUGGUGCGAGGGGCAGGAUCAGGCCGGACCGGGCUGGCGACGCGCACCAUUGGCUUGGUGCGAGGGGCAGGAUCAGGCCGGGCCGGGCUGGCGACGCGCACCAUUGGCUUGGUGCGGGAAGCAGGAACGGGCCGGGCCGGGCUGGCGACGCGCACCAUUGGCUUGGUGCGAGGAGCAGGAACAGGCCGGGCGGGCUGGCGACGCGCACCAUUGGCUUGGUGCGAGGGGCAGGAACAGGCCGGGCCGGGCUGGCGACGCGCACCAUAGGCUUGGUGCGAGGGGCAGGAACAGGCCGGGCCGGGCUAGCGACGCGCACCACAGGCUUGGUGCGAGGGGCAGGAACAGUCCGGGCCGGGCUGGCGACGCGCAUCACAGGCUUGGUGCGAGGGACAGGAACAGGCCGGACCGUACUGGGAACACACACCACUGGCCUUGUGUGGGGAUCAGGAACGGGCCGGACCGGACUGGUAACACACCUCAGUACCUCUCGCCGUGCCUCUACACUCUCCUUCCCUCUACUGACCAAUGGCCCCCGUAACCUGGUGCCCUUCUCUCCUUGUCCACAAACUCACCCUUUAUCUGUCUCCAGCAGCCCCGUCGUCCAUGCCGUGUGCCCCCCCAAAUUUUUUUUAUUGGGGCUGCCUCUCGCCUGUCCGACGAUGGCCAACCGGCGCCGCUUCUCCUCUCCUGCCUGGGUCUCCCCCUUCAUCGCCCUCCGGUAACGGACGGCCUCCUCCUCCGUGAUCUGCCCCCAACCGAGGAGGACAUCCACUAACGUUACCUCCGGCGUUUGCUCCUGGACACGCUCCUGGACACACUGCUUGGUCCUGUAUUGGUGGGAUCUUCUGUCACGAUCGUCAUAAUGAUAUGCGUACAUCUUUUUAAUAGUGUACUGGCAACACGAUACAAAAUACAAAACAACCAAACGAAACGUGAAGUCCUCGGUUAACAACACAAACCAACACGGAACAAGAUCCCACAAAACACAAGUGCACAACAGGCUGCCUAAGUAUGGGUCCCAAUCAGAGACAACAAGCAACAGCUGAUUCACGUUGCCUCUGAUUGAGAACCACCCCGGCCAACAUAGAAACACAUAACCUAGAACAGAACAUAGAAAACGAAACAUAGACACUACACAAAGAAACGAACACCCUGGCUCAACAUACAAGAGUCCCCAGAGCCAGGGCGUGACACUAACCGACUUUCCAAAAUUAUAGUUUGUUAACAAUAAAUUUGUGGAGUGGUUGAAAAACGAGUUUUAAUGACUCCUCUUAGUGUAUGUAAACUUCCGACUUCAACUGUAUAUACUAAAAGCAUUGCAUGAAUCUAUCAUCGUAUUUGUAGGUCAGAGAAAAAAAAAGCCUUUUUAUAAACAUUUCAUGCAAUUCUACGUAAUUUUACAUAUUAGCGGAAUAUUUUUUUAAUACCACACAAAUUACCGAAAUGAUAGGCUAAGAUAAGCCUAUGUGUUCAUCUUAUCAUAUUUCUCCAAUGCCAAAUCAGUGUGUCUUGUUUGCAAAUAAUUACAUCUGAGACGUCAUUAGGAAUCUGAGCAUGGUACUUUCAAAAGUUAGGCCUAACUUUCCACCCCAGACAGGGUAGGCCUACCGACACAAAACAAUUUAAGCUUUAACUGCCAGCUACUCUUCUUCCGUGGCUUAACCCAACGAGAGAAGGUCACAAGUGUUUCCCUAAAAGCUGUCUGGGUUUAAACAUCUUCUAUUGUACAGAAAGUGAGUAGCUUAAUCAAUUGAUAGUGACAGAAUUAGAUUACGUCCCAAGCAAAGUCAGCCUCUGAAUGUCGUAGAAACAAAACAUUGAAAUCCCGGGUAUUUUACGGCUUGUUUCUAACAUAAAGCAUUGCGGACAAAAGCGCUGUUAUAUAUCACUUUAUAUAAUCAGAUCCGUAUUUUUUUUUCUAAAUCUUAAGCUAACAAGGAGUAGGCCUGUGCAUUUUGCCAUUUUCUUUGAUAAAAGGUAAGCCUAUGGCAUACCCUUUCAUACCCCCUCAAUUCGAGUCUAGAUUUUAACUUAACAGCCCUUCACUGACACAGAGGUAGGCUAUUUAAAGAGUGCAUGAUGGGUGGAGGAAUUGACCGACAAAUCUUUGGAUAUAGCAGCCUAUAGCCUAAUUUAAUCUGUGAAACAGGUAGGCCUACCUCUUAUUUCUUAAAUAGGAGAAAUAGGCUCUAACACAAAUCCCUCGUUGUUAGUAAAAUGUCCAAUUAAAAUGAAGACGGUUUAAAUGAAUCAUGCCUACUCGAAUUUGCCUACUUUCAGCACCAUGAGCUGUCCAUUUCCUUUUUCUAUUUUGUAUUCUUUUUUGAACAAAUUAUAUUUUACCCCCUUUUUCUCCCUAAUUUGGGGAUAUCCAAUUGUUAGUUACGAUCUUGUCUCAUCACUGCAACUCCCCAACGGAGUCGGGGAGCUGUCCAUUUCCGAUUGAUUUUGCUGUGGCUGCUGCUUCAAGUUUCAGCACCACAAUGUAAAUUACUUAAAUCUGGCUUAUUGUGAGGUCAAUAACUCUGAUAAAUACAUCAUGAGCAAGAAACAUAUUGUUUUUAAUAAAAUCAAUGAUAGUAGUAGUAGUGGUGGUGGUAGUAGUCCUUCUCAUCUUUACACUCUCCUUCUCACACUGAACAGAACAUAGGCUAUAGGCUAGUCCGUGCGCAAGAUAGUGAAUUUUUCGGACUAGGCCUAAUCAACAAUAACAAAUCUACACAGCACAGCCAUUGGUUAAGCAGCACACCAAAAAGUUAGAAUAUCCAUUGCAAUGUGUAAUGCAGCCUAGUUUUAUUUACACCAUCUCAGCUAUCUUAGAAAUAUAACUUUGCUCUGUGCUUCUCCGAGCAUGCACUUCGUAGGAUAUAGCCUAUAGGCUAUGGAUCAUUUGAUUGAGACCAAACUAAAUAGCCUAUAGGCGCAAUUGAUAUUACGCGACCAGUGGAGAAUCAGAGAUGAGAGGCAGCAUCAGGCACACAGCGAUAUAUAGCCUAAUAAGUAACUAAUUCUAAAACACUGAGAAAUACUGAAAUUUUAUCAAUUACAAAUUACAUGACCCUCCCAUGGACUAGAGUAAAACAGUACUAAACCCUCCCCUUGACUGAAAUUGAAAGAAACAUGACCCUCCCCCAUUUUCCUCCAGGUAACCAUUCGGUACAUUUCGAUCCGUCCCUUAGUCAACUGACAGUCCAGUACAAAAUUGGUGCCCAAAGACCCAUAAAAUAAUGCAUAAGUCGUCGUACCUUGACACGAAUGGGAUAUGGAAGCCAACGACCUUACAGAGUUCCACUUCUUUCAGCAAAACACAAGAAACUGCGAUUGCAGUGGGCUAAGGAACGAAAACACUGGACACUGGAGAAUUGGAAAAACAUUGCCUGUUCUGAUGAAUCCCAGUUCCUGCUGUUUCACACUGAUGGGAGGACUAGGGUAUGGAGAAAACCACAUGAGUACAUGCAUCCAUCAUGCCGCGUGUCAACAUUGCAGGCUGGUGGUGGUGGUGUGAUGGAGUGGGGUGUGUUUUCAUGGCACGCAAUGGGCCCUUUGAUAAAAGCGGAGCAACGUUUGAAUGCCACAGGAUAUCUGAACAUCAUUGCCAAUCAGGUGCACCCCUUCAUGGCAGCAGUGUAUCCAUCUGCGAAUUGAAUCUUUCAGCAGGAUAAUGCCCCAUGCCAUAAGGCUAGGAUUGUCCAGGACUGGUUCCACGAACAUGACAGUGAAUUCAGUUUACUGUAGUGGCCUGCACAGUCACCAGAUCACAAUCCAAUUGAGCAUCUGUGGUAUGAGAUGGAACAAGCUAUUCGGAGUAGAGAUCCACUACCAGCCAACUUGACACAACUGUAGAGUCCAUGCUCUAACGAAUUGAGGCUGUUCUGAGGGCAAAAGGGGGUGCAACUCAAUAUUAGGAAGGUGUUCCUAAUGUUUUUUACACUCAGUGUAUAUACAGUAUAUAUAUAUAUAUAUAUAUAUAUAUAUAUAUAUAUAUAUAUAUACACAGUUGAAGUCGGAAGUUUACACACACUUAGUUUGGAGUCAUUAAAACUCGUUUUACAACCACUCCACAAAUUUCUUGUUAACAAACUAUAGUUUUGGCAAGUCGGUUAGGACAUCUACUUUGUGCAUGACACAAGUAAUUUUUCCAACAAUUGUUUACAGACAGAUUAUUUCACUUAUAAUUCACUGUAUCACAAUUCCAGUGGGUCAGAAGUUUACAUACACAAAGUUUACGUGCCUUUAAACAGCUUGGAAAAUUCCAGAAAAUGAUGUCAUGGCUUUAGAAGCUUCUGAUAGGCUAAUUGACAUAAUUUGAGUCAAUUGGAGGUGUACCUGUGGAUGUAUUUCAAGGCCUACCUUCAAACUCAGUGCCUCUUUGCUUGACAUCAUAGGAAAAUCAAAAGAAAUCAGCCAAGACCUCAGAUUUUUUUUUGUAGAUCUCCACAAGUCUGGUUCAUCCUUGGGAGCAAUUUCCAAAACGCCUGACGGUACCACGUUCAUCUAUACAAACAAUAGUAUGCAGGUAUAAACACCAUGGGACCACGCAGCUGUCAUACCGCUCAGGAAGGAGAUGCAUUUUGUCUCCUAGAGAUGAACGUACUUUGAUGCGAAAAGUGCAAAUCAAUCCCUGUCAAGUGUCAAUGUGCAGCGGUAGGACGGAGUCAGGCGCAGGACACAGAACUGAGUAAACAACGUACUUUACUUGAAAAAUAAACAACACUAAUUUCCACGCAGGGAAAACACACCAGCUCAAAUAAGUCUCAGACACAAAACAAAGAACAAACACGCACAAAACCAUGUGGGUACCAGAGGGUUAAAUAGGGAAAUAAUAUAAUGUAAUGGGAACCAGGUGUGUACAAUCAAGACAAAACAAAUGGAAAACGAAACGUAGAUCGGUGGCAGCUAGAAAGCCGGUGGACGACCCGGAGGACGAGGCGCAGGACGAUCCGGGUGGAGAUGGUGAAAUUCCUGCAGUAAGGAAGGGUCCAGGAUGUCCUCCACCGGCACCCAGCAUCUCUCCUCCGGACCGUACCCCUCCCACUCCACGAGGUACUGAAGGCCCCUCGCCUGACGCCUUGAGUCCAUGAUGGCUCGUACAGUAUACGCAGGGAACCCCUCGAUGCGGGAGGUUCCCCUCACAGGAACCUCCCGCACCUCAGACUGCUGGAGCGGACCUGCCACCACCGGCCUGAGGAGAGACACAUGGAACGAGGGGUUAAUACGGGUUAAUACGGGGGAGCUGUAACCUAUAGCAUACCUCGUUCAGUCUCCUCAGGACUUUAAAUGGCCCCACAAACCGCGAACCCAGCUUCCGGCAGGGCAGGCGAAUGGGCAGGUUUCGGGUCGAGAGCCAGACCUGGUCCCCCGGUGCAUACACCGGGGACUCACUGCAGUGGCGGUCGGCGCUCGCCUUCUGUCGCCUGAUGGCCCAUUGCAGGUGCACAUGGGCAGCGUCCCAUGUCUCCUCCGAGCGCCGAAACCAUUAAUCCACCGCAGGUGCCUCGAUCUGGCUCUGAUGCCACAGUGCCAGGACUGGCUGAUAACCUAGUACACACUGAAACGGAGACAUGUUAGUGGAGGAGUGGCAGAGGGAGUUUUGGGCCAUCUCUGCCCAGGGGAUGAAAGCCGCCCACUCCCCCGGCCGGUCCUGGCAAUAGGACUGCAGAAACCUACCCACAUCCUGGUUAACUCUCUCCACCUGCCCAUUACUCUCGGGGUGAAAACCUGAGGUCAGGCUGACCGAGACCCCCAGACGUUCCAUGAACACCCUCCAGACCCUCGAUGUGAACUGGGGACCCCGAUCAGACACUAUAUCCUCAGGCACACCGUAGUGCCAGAAGACGUUGGUAAACAGGGCCUCCGCAGUCUGUAGGGCCGUAGGGAGACCGGGCAAAGGAAGGAGAUGGCAGGACUUAGAAAACCGAUCCACAAUGACCAGGAUCGUAGUGUUACCUUGUGACGGAGAGAUCCGUCACGAAGUCCACUGAUAGGUGUGACCAUGGCCGUUGUGGAACGGGUAGGGGUUGUAAUUUCCCUCUGGGCAGGUGUCUAGGUGCCUUGCACUGGGCGCACACCGAGCAGGAGGAAACAUAAACCCUCAUGUCCUUAGCUAAAGUGGGCCACCAGUACUUCCCACUAAGACAGCGCACUGUCCGACCGAUGCCAGGAUGACCAGAGGAGUGUGACGUGUGGGCCCAACAGAUCAAUCGAUCGCGGACAUCAGACGGAACGUACAGACGCCCAACUGGACACUGGGUGGGAGUGGGCUCCGUAUUUAACGCCCGCUCAAUGUCCGCGUCAACCUCCCAUACCACCGGUGCCACCAGGCAAGAAGCCGGAAGUAUGGGAGUGGGAUCCGUGGACCGCUCCUCUGUGUCAUACAUCCGGGACAGUGCGUCUGCCUUAGUGUUCUGGGAACCUGGUCUGUAGGAUAGGGUGAAAACAAAAUGGGUGAAAAACAUGGCCCACCUUGCCUGGCGAGGGUUCAGUCUCCUCACCGCCCGGAUGUACUCCAGAUUGCGGUGGUCAGUCCAAAUGAGGAAAGGGUGUUUAAGCCCCAUCAAGCCAAUGCCUCCACGCCUUCAGAGCCCUGACAACAGCUAACAGCUCCCGGUCCCCCACAUCAAAGUUUCGCUCCGCCGGGCUGAGCUUCUUCAAAAAGAAAGCACAGUGGAGGAGCUUUGGUGGCGCACCCGAGCGCUAAGACAGCACAGCUCCUAUCCCAGCCUCGGACGCGUCCACCUCUACUAUGAAUGCCAAGGAGGGAUCAGGAUGAGCCAGCACGGGAGCCGAGGUAAACAGAGCCUUCAGGUGACCAAAAGCCCUGUCCGCCCCAGCUGACCACUGCAGUCGCACCGGUCCCCCCUUCAGCAAGGAGGUAAUGGAAGCCGCCUGACCAAAGCCCCGGAUAAACCUCCGGUAGUAGUUGGCAAACCCUAAGAACCGCUGCACCUCCAUUACCGUGGUUGGAGUCGGCCAAUUACACAUGGCUGAAAUGCGGUCAUUCUCCAUCUCCACCCCUGACGCGGACAGGCGGUACCCUAGGAAGGAGACAGACUGUUGGAUGAACAGACAUUUCUCAGCCUUGACGUACAGGUCAUGCUACAACAGUCGACCAAGCACCUUGUGCACCAGGGACACAUGCUCGGCGCAUGUAGCGGAGUAUAUUAGAAUGUCAUCUAUAUACACCACUACACCCUGCCUGUGCAGGUCCCUGAAAAUAGCAUCUACGAAGGAUUGGAAGACUGAUGGAGCAUUCAUCAACCCGUACGGCAUGACGAGGUACUCAUAGUGCCCAGAGGUGGUACUAAAUGCCGUCUUCCACUCAUCCUCCUCCCGGAUACGCACCAGGUUGUAAGCGCUCCUGAGAUCCAAUUUGGUGAAGAAGCGCGCCCCGUGCAAUGACUCUGUCACACUGGCUAUGAGAGGCAGUGGGUAACUGUAGUUCACAGUGAUCUGAUUUAGACCUUGAUAGUCAAUGCACGGGCGUAAACCUCCAUCUUUCUUCUUCACAAAAAAGAAACUCAAGGAGGCAGGUGAAGUGGAAGGCCGAAUGUAUCCCUGUCCCAGAGAUUCGGAGACAUAUGUUUCCAUAGCCGCUGUCUCCUCCUGAGACAGAGGAUACACGUGACUCCUGGGAAGUGCUGCGCCUACCUGGAGAUUUAUCGCACAAUCCCCCUGUCGAUGGGGUGGUAGUUGAGUCGCCGCCUUUUUACAGAAGGCGAGAGCCAAAUCGGCAUAUUCGGGGGGAAUGUGCAUAGUGGAGACCUGGUUUGGACUCUCCACCGUAGUUGCACCUAUGGAAACACCUACACACCUCCCUGAGCACUGACGUGACCAUCCCUUGAGAGCCCUCUGUUGCCACAAAAUAGUGGGGUCAUGAGAGGCCAACCAGGGAAAGCCCCAACACCACAGGAUCAGGAAGAGACUAAUUCUCUCCUCAUGACCCUCCUGCGUUUUCAUACAUAGUGGAGCUGUGACCUCCCUAAUCAGGGCCGAACCUAAAGGACGACUAUCUAAGGCAUGUACAGGGAAGGGCACAUCAACAGGAACAAUAGGGAUCCCUAAUCUACGUGCAAAUGAACGGUCAAUAAAGUUCCCAGCCGCGCCUGAAUCUACUAGUGCCUUAUGCUGGGAAUGUGGGGAAAACUCAGGAAAUUCUAUGCAUACACACAUGUGCGCAACAGGGAGCUCUGGGUGAGUUGGGUGCCUACUCACCUGGGAUGAUCCACCAGUGCCCUGCCUGCUGCCUCGACUCCCUGGGGAACCUCCCCAGCACCGACCAGCAGUGUGCCCUCUGCGGCCACAGUUGGUGCAGGAAACGGCCCCCCCUCCGGUCACCCUUAGAGCAGCACUUCCGAGCUCCAUAGGGGUAGGGUCGGAGGUGCUGGGGGAUGGAAUGGACGGACCCUGACCCGGACGUCCGCGGAUGGCCAACAGGUUAUCCAGCCGUAUAGAUAAAUCCACCAGCUGGUCGAGGGUAAGGGUGGUGUCCCUGCAUGCCAGCUCCCGACGAACGUCCUCACGUAGACUACACCGGUAAUGGUCGAUCAGGGCCCUCUCAUUCCAUCCCGCGCUGGCAGCCAAGGUCCUGAAGUCCAUUGCGAAGUCCUGUGCGCUCCUCUUCCCCUGUCUGAGGUGGAACAAGCGUUCCCCCGCCACUCUCCCCUCAGGUGGAUGAUCGAAGACCGCCCGGAAGCGGCGGGUGAAAUCCUCAUAGCGAACCAACGCUGCAUCUAUUCCUCCCCAUUCGGCGUUGGCCCACUCAAGCGCUCUCCCCGACAGACAGGAGAUGAGGGCGGACACGCUCUCGUAUCCCGAGGGGGCCGAGUGGAUGGUCGCCAGGUAGAGCUCCACCUGGAGCAGGAACCCCUGGCACCCGGCAGCCGUCCCAUCAAAUGCCCUCGGGAGCGAGAGAAGAAUCCCACUGGGUCCAGGUGACGGAUGGGUGGACAUCGGUGUGGGUUGAUCUGAAGUUGAUGGGGUUGUGGGAAAACCCCCUCUCUCCCAUCGCUCCAUGGUCUGCAACACGCGAUCCAUGGCUGUGUCAAGAUUCUGGAGCAUCGUUGCGUGCUGCAGGAUGCGCUCCUCCACUGGUACCGGAGGGACUGGAUGCACCUGCUGACUCCAUAUGUGGUGCGUGUUUCUGUCAAGUGUCAAUGUGCAGCGGUAGGACUGAGUCAGGCGCAGGACACAGAACUGAGUAAACAACGUACUUUACUUGAAAAAUACACAAAUUUCCACGCAGGGAAAACACACCAGCUCACAUAAGUCUCAGACACAAAACAAAGAACAAACACGCACAAAACCAUGUGGGAACCAGAGGGUUAAAUAGGGAAAUAAUAUAAUGUAAUGGGAACCAGGUGUGUACAAUCAAGUCAAAACAAAUGGAAAAAGAAACGUAGAUCGGUGGCAGCUAGAAAGCCGGUGACGACGACCGCCAAAUGCCGCCCGAACAAGGAGAGGCACCAACUUCGGCGGAAGUCGUGACAAUCCCAGAACAACAGCAAAGGACCUUGUGAAGAUGCUGGAGAAAACAGGUACAAAAGUAUCUAUAUCCACAGUAAAACGAGUCCUAUAUUGACAUAACCUGAAAGGCCGCUCAGCAAGGAAGAAGCCACUGCUCCAAAACCGCCAUAAAAAAGCCAGACUACGGUUUGCAACUGCACAUGGGGACAAAGAUCGUACUUUUUGGAGAAAUGUCCUCGGGUCUGAUGAAAAAAAAUAGAACUGUUUGGCCAUAAUGACCAUCGUCAUGUUUGGAGGAAAAAGGGGAAGGCUUGCAAGCCGAAGAACACCAUCCCAACCGUGAAGCACGGGGGUGGCAGCAUCAUGCUGUGGGGGUGCUUUGCUGCAGGAGGGACUGGUGCACUUCACAAAAUAGAUGGCAUUAUGAGGAAGGAAAAUUAUGUGGAUAUAUUGAAGCAACAUCUCAAGACAUCAGUCAGGAAGUUAAAGCUUGGUCGCAAAUGGGUCUUCCAAAUGGACAAUGACUCCAAGCAUACUUCCAAAGUUGUGCCAAAAUGGCUUAAGGACAACAAAGUCAAGGUAUUGGAGUGGCCAUCACAAAGCCCUGACCUCAAUCCUAUUGACAAUUUGUGGGCAGAACUGAAAAAGUGUGUGCGAGCAAGGAGGCCUACAAACUUGACUCAGUUACACCAGCUCUGUCAGGAGGAAUGGGCCAAAAUUCACCCAACUUAUUGUGGGAAGCUUGUGGAACGCUACCCGAAACGUUUGACCCAAGUUAAACAAUUUAAAGGCAAUGCUACCAAAUACUAAUUGAGUGUAUGUAAACUUCUGACCCACUGGAAAAGUGAUGAAAGAAAUAAAAGCUGAAAUAAGUCAUUCUCUCUACCAUUAUUCUGACAUUUCACAUUCUUAAAAUAAAGUGAUGAUCCUAACUGACCUAAGACAGGGAAUUUUUACUAGGAUUAAAUGUCAGGAAUUGUGAAAAACUGAGUUUAAAUGUAUUUAUCAACUGUAUAUAUAAACGGAGUGUACAAAACAUUAUGAACACCUGCUCUUUCCAUGACAGACUGACCAGGUGAAUCCAGGUGAAAGCUAUGAUCCCUUAUUGAUGUCACUUGUUAGACAGGUUAAAGAAGGAUUUUUAAGCCUUGAGACAACUGAGACAUGUAUUAUGUAUGUGUGCCAUUCAGAGGGUGACAAAAGAAUGGGCAAGACAAAAUAUUUAAGUGCCUUUGAACGGGGUAUGGUAGUAGGUGCCAGGCUCAUUGGUUUGUUUCAAGAACUGCAACGCUGCUGGGUUUUUCACGCUCAACGGUUUUCCGUGUGGUCCACCACCCAAAGGACAUCCAGCCAACUUGACAACUGUGGGAAGAGCCAACAUGAGCCAGCAUCCCUAUGGAAUGCUUUCGACACCUCGUAGUCCAUGCCCCAACAUAUUUAGGCUGUUCUGAGGGCAAACGGGGGAUGCAACUCAAUAUUAGGAAGGUGUUCUUAAUGUUCUGUACACUCAGUAUAUUAUUCAUUGAAAUUACCAUUGAAUAGGAUUAGUUUCAUUCAAGUUUUCCUUCCCACUCUUCCCCAAACCCCAUACCCGUACAGGAGUACCAGGGUUCGUCUGUCUUAGGCCAGUUUGUGACACGUUUCCUUCUGCGAGAGACCAACACCCAGUUGCAGUCCCUGCAGUUAUCACUAGACUGCACUAUGGAGGCUGUGGACGAGCAGAGCUGCACUGGCAGGUAGAGUAGCACCGCAGUUACUAUCUAUUAUCUUCCGCUGUGCACUGCUACAUCAAGUAGUUGAACAUCUUGGUGUACUAUUACCAUUACCAGUGAGUGAUCAGUUACCGUACAUGAUUAUGCCUAUAUCAGGAUAUGUAGGAUGAUGAUGCAUUUGAUGGUAGUGACAAUUAUAAGGAUGCAGCUGGUACGGUUGAUGACAAUGAUGAUGAAAAUCACUGUAUUUGACAACAGCAACAACAACACUGUUGCUGUUGAUGAUGAUGAUGAUGAUGACGAUAAUGAUGAUAAUUGUGUCCACUGCAGGAAGAUAAGGAAGCCAGAGGAUCUUUCUCUCCAGAGAAUCGCCAAACGCCCCAGCCGUCGAAUCCAAAAGGACCUGUGUCUCUCUCCCACAGACCCUUACUCUGGCAUGCUCACUACAGGUACACAGCAGUGGAGGCUCCUCAGAGGAGGAAGGGGAGGACCAUCCUCCUCAGUGAAUUUCAUAAAAAUAAAAAUAGUAAAACAUUUAAAAAUGUAUCCUUUUUAGAUAAAACUAUGCUAAAUAUAUUCACGUCACCAAAUAAUUGAUUAAAACACACUGUUUUGCAAUGAAGGUCUACAGUACCCUCAACAGCACUCUAUAGGGUAGCACCAGGGUGUAGCCGGAGGACAGCUACCUUCCAUCCUCCUCUGGAUACAUUGACUUCAAUACAAAACCUAGGAGGCUCAUGGUUCUCACUCCUUUCCAUAGACUUACACAGUAAAUUAUGCAACUUCCGGAGGACCUCCUCCAACCUAACAGAGCUCUUGCAGCAUGAACUGACAUGUUGUCCACCUAAUCAAAGGAUCAGAGAAUGAAUCUGGUACUGAGAGCAUAAGCUACAGCUAGCUAGCACUGCAGUGCAUAACAUGUGGUGAGUAGUUGACUCAAAGAGAGAGAAAGACAAUAGUUGAACAGUUUUGAACAAAUACAUUUUUUCAAAAAUGAAAGCGAGGCAAGAGAGAGAGCUAGAGAGAUAUUUAGCCAUUUUUACUUUCACUUACUUAGCUAGCAAAAGCAGCUAGCUAGUUCAGCCUACUCAAACACCUGGCUCAAACAGGGGGAUGCUAUGUUAGCUAGCCAGCUAUGACUAUCCAACACAACACUGGAACUCUUUCAAGUCAAGGUAAGCUUUUGGUUUAACUCAUUUAUUGCCACCGGUGCCCGCCGGUGUAAACUACACUGUAACGUUACUGCAUGAUUGUAGCAGGUUUACUAACAAGUUAGUUCUAUUAGCUAUGUUGACUAUGAUGUUACUUUAGCUAAUAUGGUGACAACUAUGUAGGCUGUGUGUAGCGGUUAUGAUAUGGUUUGGCUUGGAACGUUUUUUUUACCUGGUCACAGCCUGAUGUGUUGUGCAUUGAAGUCCACAAGCGAAGGGAGAAGGUGAGAGGAGGAGAGCGCAUAGAUGCGAGAAGGAAUACAAUGUGGCUGCUAUGAAAGUGAACUGUGUUUACGUGUGAUCAGGGGUGUAUUCAUUCUGCCGAUUCUGUUGAGAAACGUUUCUUAAACGGAAGCAAACGGAAUGAAGCGGGGAUAAACAUACCUGAAUUUGUCCAAUAGAAACUCUAGUUUGCAACUGUUGACCUAAUGAUUACACCCUAUAUCAGCUAGAUGCUCGACCUGUGUGCACCUACGCUGUAAACUUUAAUUCAUAGGCUAGGUUGUAGCAACCUCAUGAUGGGUAUAGGGAACAAUUUGAGUAUAAUGUAGUAGCCUAAAACUAUCGAUGUUACAUUGAACUGGGUGAAUGGAAUAUGAAUGACAGUCAUCCAAUGUGCUGUAAUAGAAAUAAGACCAUGCUCAUGAAAAAAAAAUGGUCCUCCCUCACUGGUACACACUGACACACACCUGUGUUUGGUCUCAAAACAUUCAACUGCAAUAUGUGUUUUUGGCAAUGACACAUAUCACAUAUAAGCCUAUGGCAAUUGGAAAUCAAUUUAGUGCAGUUGAAUGUUUUGAAAUGUAAAUUCUUAAACUGUAAUUGUUUGAUUUUUUAAAUGUUUUUACUUCAUAUGUCACAAAGUCCUGUGAUGAUCUGACAUUCUGUUUCCUUGGUUAAGGUGUCAGUGUGGAGCCAGACAACCACCACUGGAGCUCCCAGGCCAACCGCCUGCAGCAGCUCAUAGACAAGCUGGAGUAUGAGGUACGAGGUUCAGUGGUUGUUAGCUAGAGUCUAAGGAACGAGGUUCACUAUUUGUUAGCUGUAGUAUGAGGUACGAUAUGCAGUAGUUGUUAGCUGAAGAAUGAGGUUCAGUGGUGGUUGAGGUUCAGUGGUGGUUGAGGUUCAGUGGUUGUUGAGGUACGAGGUUCAGUGAUUGUUAGCUGGAGUAUGAGGUACAAGGUUAGUACAUAGAUCAUUCCAUUUGGUCUUAAUGAUGUGUUGUGAGUCUCUAUUCAAACACGUAUGUCUUUGAUAAGUGCCCACUGAUUCAUUUAUGCUUAGUUGACACUAAGCUUAAGUCACAACAUUGCCCCUCCCGCUGGGAUGCACUAAUAUUUAAUAGACGACGACAAACACCUAAAGUGCUAACUGUCAAAUUCUCGUCUUAUAUUACCCAAGCUCAUGCUCUCAUGGCUAGAUUCAACCUGCUUAGGGAAAUAUACACUCACCAGCCAGUUUAUUAGGUACACCCAUGUAGUACUGGGUCAGACCCCCCUUUGCCUUCAGAACAGCCUGAAUUCAUCGGGGCUUGGAUUCUACAAGGUGUUAGAAAUAUUCCACAGGGAUGUUGGUCCAUGCUGACGUGAUAGCUUCACGCAGUUGCUGCAGAUUGGACGGCGUUACAUUCAUUGCUCAAUUGGUAUCAAGGGACCUAACGUGUGCAAGGAAAACAUUCCCCACACCAGUACACCACCGCCACCAGCAUGUACUGUUGACACCAGGCAGGAUGGGUCCAUAAGCUCAUGCUGCUUACGCCAAAUCCUGACUCUGCCAUCAGCAUGACGCAACAGUAACCGGGAUUCGUCGGACCAGGCAAUGCUUUUCCACUCCUCAAUUGUCCAGUUGGUGAUCGCAUGCCCACUGGAGCUGCUUCUUCUUGUUUUUAGCUGAUAGGAGUGGAACCCGGUGUGGUUGUCUGCUGCAAUAGCGCAUCCGUGACAAGGAUCGACUAGUUAUUUGUUCUGAGAUGCCGCUCUGCACACCACUGUUGUCCUGCACCGUUAUUUGUCUGUUUGUGGCCCACCUGUCAGCUUGCACGAUUCUUGCCAUUCUCCUUCGACCUCUCUCAUCAACAAGCUGUUUUCGCCCACAGGACUGCCGCUGACUGGAUGUUUGUUGUUUGUCGCACCAUUCUUGGUAAACUCUAGACACUUUCAUGCGUGAAAAGCCCAGGAGGGCGGCCGUUUCUGAGAUACUGGAUCCGGUGCGCCUGACACCGACGAUCAUACCAUGCUCAACGUCGCUUAGGUCACUCGUUUUGCCCAUUCUAACAUUCAAUCCAACAGUAACUGAACGCCUCGAUGCCUGUUUGCCUGCUUUAUAUAGCAAGCCACAUGACUCACUGUCUAUAGGAUCGAUCCAUUUUCGUGAACUGGGUGGUGUAACAAAAAAACUGUCCGGUGAAUGUAUAUAUACAUAUAUCAAUCCAUUUCAUAUCAAAGGCAAUGCUCUGUGACAUACAGUUAGGCUACCAUAUUUCAGCCAAAUUUGAUCAGGCUCGUUAUGUUCUUAAAGUUUGUUCUUCUCAUGACUGAUAUUUAUACUUCCAUUUGCAGAGUCCACAUCUGGAACCACUCAAUGAAGACACGUUAGCCGGCACAUAUAACUCGGUGAGUCCAACUCGGACAGCCACUAUGGCCACUUCCUUUUAGAUUUGGAAAAGUUUUCUAUGUACACUACCAGUUAAAAGUUUGGACACACCUACUCAUUCAAGGGUUUUUCUUAAUUUUUUUACUAUCUUCUACAUUGUAGAAUAAUAGUGAAGACAUCAAAACUUUGAAAUAACACAUAUGGAAUCAUGUAGUAACCAAAAAAGUGUUAAACAAAUACAAAUGUAUUUUGUAUUUGAGAUUCUCCAAAUAGCCACCCUUUGCCUUGAUGACAGCUUUGCACACUCUUGGCAUUCUCUCAACCAGCUUCACCUGGAAUGCUUUUCCAACAGUCUUGAAGGAGUUCCCACAUAUGCUGAGCACUUGUUGGCUGCUUUUCCUUCACUCUGCGGUGCGACUCAUCCCAAACCAUCUCAAUUGGGUUGAGGUCGGGUGAUUGUGGAGGCCAGGUCAUCUGAUGCAGCACUCCAUCACUCUCCUUCUUGGUAAAAUAGCCCUUACACAGCCUGGAGGUGUGUUGGGUCAUUGUCCUGUUGAACAACAAAUGAUAGUCCCACUAAGCCCAAACCAGAUGGGAUGGCGUAUCGCUGCAGAAUGCUGUGGUAGCCAUGUUGGUUAAGUGUAAAUAAGUCACAGACAGUGUCACCAGCAAAGCACCCCCACACCAUAACACCUCCUCCUCCAUGCUUUACAGUGGGAACUACACAUGCAGAGAUCAUCCGUUCACCCACACCGCGUCUCACAAAGACACGGCGGUUGGAACCAAAAAUCUCAAAUUUGGACUCCAGACCAAAGGACAAAGGUUUCUUGGCCCAAGCAAGUCUCUUCUUCUUAUUGGUGUCCUUUAGUAGUGGUUUCUUUGCAGCAAUUCGAUCAUGAAGGCCUGAUUUACACAGUCUCCUCUGAACAGUUGAUGUUGAGAUGUGUCUGUUACUUGAACUCUGUGAAGCAUUUAUUUGGGCUGCAGUUUCUGAGGCUGGUAACUCUAAUGAACUUAUCCUCUGCAUCAGAGGUAACUCUGGGUCUUCCAUUCCUGUGGCGGUCCUCAUGAGAGUCUGUUUCAUCAUAGCGCUUGAUGGUUUUUGCGACUGCACUUGAAGAAACUUUCAAAGUUCUUGACAUUUUCCGGAUUUUUCCCGUAUUGACUGACCUCCACCUUGUCCCAACACAACUGAUUGGCUCAAACGCAUUAAGAAGGAAAGAAAUUCCACAAAUUAACUUUUAAGAAGGCACACCUGUUAAUUGAAAUGCAUUCCAGGUGACUACUUCAUGAAGCUGGUUGAGAGAAUGCCAAUAGUGUGCAAAGCUGUCAUCAAGGCAAAGGGUGGCUAUUUGAAGAAUCUCAAAUAUAAAAUAUAUUUUCAUUUGUUUAACCCUUUUUUGGUUACUACAUGAUUCCAAAUGUGUUAUUUCAUAGUUUAGAAGUCUUCACUAUUAUUCUACAAUGUAAAAAAUAGUACAAAUAAAGAAAAACCCUUGAAUGAAUUGGUGUGUCCAAACUUUUGACUGGUAGUGUAUAUCUUGAAAGGUGUUACCCUAGAUUUCAAUUACUUGACAUAGUGAGAUCCAUGUAUCUCUCAAAAUAAUGUUUCUCUGCUAUAGCAUCAUUCAUUUGUCUUAGGUCCAUAAGGAAACUUAUACUUCUUUAGGGAGUUAUUUUGUCUUGUUUUGACCCCAUUAUCAACACAGGCAGCACGUCUCGAGAUUGAGGGUUUUAACAUUACAAUGUCCAAACCAGUAGUUUCCCCCUCAACAGAACAUCCUGCUGGUGCAGAGACAGAUGUCUGUGAAGGACAAAGACACAGAGGAGUUCCAGCAGGCUCUGAAGAUCUACACAGACGCCACAGUCUGCCAGACCAAAAAUUUGCAGUGGGUCUCUCUUCUAGAUUGAAUAAAUUGCCAAUUGUUUUUAUUUACAAUUUAACAUUUUAGUCAUUUAGCAGACACGACUUACAGUUAGUGCAUUCCUCUUAAGAUAGCUAGGUGGGACAACCACAUCUCAGUCAGUGUAAGUACAUUUUUCCUCAAUAAAGUAGCUAUCAGCAAAGUCAGUGCUCGUAGGAGGGGGGGGGGAGUGAAGUGCGAGUGUUAGUUUACAAAAGGCAAGGGGGUGCUGAGGGAUUAUUUAAGAUACUCUUUGAAGAGGUAGGGUUUCAGAUGUUUUCAGAAGAUGGGCAGGGACUCUGCUGUCCUAGCUUCAGGGGGAAGCUGGUUCCACCAUUGGGGUUCCAGGACAGAGAAGAGCUUUGACUGGGCUGAGUGGGAGCUGCCCUCCUGUAGGGGUGGGAGGUCCAAGAGACCAGAGCUUGCAGGACGGAGUACUCGGGUUGGGGUGUAGGGUUUGAGCAUAGCCUGAAGGUAGGGAGGGGCAGUUACUCUUGCUACUCCGUAGGCAACAACCAUGGUAUUGUAGUGGAUGCGAGCUUUGACUGGAAGCCAGUGGAGUGUGCGGAGGAGCGGGGUGAUAUGGGAGCCCAGCCAACAGCGAGUUGCAGUAGUCCAGACGGGAGAUGACAAGUGCCUGGAUUAGGACCUGCGCCGCUUCCUGUGUGAGGUAGGGUCGUACUCCACGGAUGUUGUAGAGCAUGAACCUGCAGGAUGGAGUCACUUCUUUGAUGUUUGCAGAGAACGACAGGGUGUUGUCCAGGGUCACGCCAAGGUUCUUUGCACUCUGGGUGGGGGACACCGUGGAGUUGUCAACUGUGAUGGAGAGGUCUUGGAGCAGGCAGGCCUUCGUCGGGAGGAAGAGCAGCUCCGUCUUGUCGAAGUUGAGCUUGAGGUGGUAGGGCCGACAUCCAAGCUGAGAUGCGUGUCUCCACCUGGGAGUCAGAAGGGGGGAAGGAAAAAAUUAGUUGAGUGUCAUCCGCAUUGCAAUGAUAGGAGAGACCAUGAGAGGAUAUUAGAAGAGAGGGCCUAGAACCAAGCCAGAGGGGACACCAAUAGUGAGAGUACGUGGUGCAGACAUAGAUCCUCUCUACGUCACCUGGAAGGAGCAGCCUGCCAGGUAGGAUGCAAUCCAAGAGUGUGCAGAGACGCCCAGCCCUGAGAGAGUGGAGAGGAGGAUCUGAUGGUUCACGGUGUCAAAGGCAGCGGAUAGAUCCAGGGGAGAGAGAGAGAGUCAGGUUUGGCAGUGUGGAGAGCCUCCGUGACACAGAGGAAAGCAGUUUUGGUUGAGUGGCCCGUCUUGAGCCUGGCUGGUUAGGGUCAAGAAGAUUGUUCUGAGAGAGAUAAUGAGAGAGUUGGUCAGAAACACUCAAGUGUUUUGGAAAGAAAAUACAAAAGGGAUACCGGUCUGUAGUUUUUUACAUCAGAGGGGUCGAGUGCUGGCUUCUUGAGGAGGGGAGCGACUCUGGCCAUUUUGAAGUCAGAAGGGACUCAGCCAGUGGUCAGGUAUGAGUUUAUGAGGGAAAUGAGGAAUGGAAGAAAGUCUCCAGAGUUGGUCUGGAGAAGGGAGGAGAGGUGAGGUCGAGAGGGCAGGUUGUCGGGCGGCUGGACCUCAGUAGUUGCAGGAUUUUGUCUGGAGAGAGAGGGGAGAAAGAGGUCAGGACCAGUGGACUCAAUGGUCUGAGUGAAUGAGGAGCAGAUGUUGUCAACCUUAUUUUCAAAGGGGUUGACAAAGUCAUCCACAGAGAGGGAGGGGGUGGAGGAUUAAGGGUUAGAGGCAGAAGCUUAACAUUUAGAGUGAUAUAAAGUGGAUUUAGCAGCAGAUACAGAGGAAAAGAAGGUAGAGGAGGGAGUGAAAGGAUGAUUGGUCCUCCGGAAGUUUAGUUUUCCUCCAUUUCCGCUCAACUGCAAGCAGCACUGUUCUUUAAUCUUGCAAUGAGUCACUCAGCCACAGAGGAAGAGGGGAGGCCUGAGUCAUAGGGGACAGUGCAAGUCAUAGGAUGCGGAAAGUGAGAUUAGUAGGCGAACAUCCUCUAGUAAAGCGUAUUGCCUGCCUUGUGAGUGGGAGAGGACUGGGAAAGGGUGAGGUCAAAACAGGCAAGGAGGGGAAAGAAAGAGGUGGAAAUAAAUUAAUUGAAAGCAGACGAUGGGCGGUUGAAGUCGCCCAGUAUGAUGAGCGGUGAGCCAUCAUCAAUAAAUUAGCUUAUCAAGGUGUCGAGCUCAUUCACAAAUUCUAAGGCCACCUGGUGGGCGAUAGAUGACAACAAUGUUAAGCUUGAGUAGACAAGUGACAGUGACAGCAUGGAAUUCAAAUGAGAUAGACAGGUGAGUGAGGGAGAAAAUAGAAAAUGAGUAGCCCUGUGCCACCACUGCGAUGACCAAAUGCUCUCGGACUAUGAGAGAACGCGUAGUCAGAUGAAGAGAGAGCAGCUGGAGUAGCAGUGUUCUCUGGGGUGAUCCAUUUCUCCGUCAGGGCCAAAAUGUCUAGGAACUGAAAGGCAACAUAGGUUGAGAUGAACUCUGCAUUCUUGACCGCAGAUCGGCAGUUCCAAGAAUUCCACAUGGCAGCCUAUUGUGAAUCUCUUUUCCUGGAUAAAUUGAAAUCUCCCUAAUCCUGAAUAGCUACUCUGGAUUCGGCAACACAAUGUGGGUGUGUUUCAAUACUGGAAAGGGGCUUCCUUUCCUUCAUAGCUAUUGUUUUGGGAUACUUUCAGAUAGGUGCUUGUACCUUCUGUACCAUGAAGGAAAGAAUGUACAAGAAAAUUACAAUAGUUCAGAAAUUUUUGUGAUACAGAGUACAGCCCCUACUACAGGAAACUACAAAUGCAACAUGCUAAUUUCAUUACGUGACAUAAGAGUUGUGACUUCAUUAUCCCACAGUGUGUCCAUUCAGACACUUCCAGAGAGAUCCUGCUUCAUCAUGUAUGAGUUCUGGCAAGACCGUUUCUCCUGGAUGAGGUACAUAAUUUAGUCUGUAGUCCCAACAGUGUCUCAAAUGAAUUAAGUCAAAUUGGUGAAUGAACUGUAAUGGUCAUCCAUGUGAAUGUUGAGUCAACUGCUUUCUGAAUUGACUGAAUGAAAAUGGAAUUGCACCUAAACCUUGUAAGAGACUAUGAUUUAGUAUAGCUGUUCAGAAUUCUUCCAAAAUCAGUUUUCCUACCAAAAGCCUUGAUAUAGAUGGGAUAUUACUAUGCUGUUGGGCUAGGCCAUGAUUAAAAUACCUUCUACGAAGCCUUAUUGACGGUCUGACAGAGCACUGACAGUGCAAGGUCACCCAAUUGACCCCUCCCUCCCCUUUUCCCAUCCCUUCCUCCUACAGUUACUUGCAGUCCCCCAUCAGCAAGACAUUCCACCGCUGCAUCAUUGACGUACUGGAGGACCCGGAAAUGGUCUCCACCAUGCUCCUACCGGGUAAGUGUUGCAUGGGCGGAUGGGCUUUUUGGGGUGUGGAUGGAGUGGGGAUGGGCGGGAGAAGAUGAAUGAAUGGCUAUACAGUCAGGGAAAAAAGUAUUUGAUCCCCUGCUGAUUUUGUACGUUUGCCCACUGACAAAGACAUGAUCAGUCUAUAAUUUUAAUGGUAAGUUUAUUUGAACAGUGAGAGACAGAAUAACAACAACAAAAUCCAGAAACACGCAUGUCAAAAAUGUUAUAAAUUGAUUUCCAUUUUAAUGAGGGAAGUAAGUAUUUGACCCCUCUGCAAAACAUGACUUAGUACUUGGUGGCAAAACCCUUGUUGGCAAUCACAGAGGUCAGACGUUUCUUGUAGUUGGCCACCAGGUUUGCACACAUCUCAGGAGGGAUUUUGUCCCACUUUGCAGAUCUUCUCCAAGUCAUUAAGGUUUCGAGGCUGAUGUUUGGCAACUCGAACCUUCAGCUCCCUCCACAGAUUUUCUAUGGGAUUAAGGUCUGGAGACUGGCUAGGCCACUCCAGGACCUUAAUGUGCUACUUCUUGAGCCACUCCUUUGUUGCCUUGGCCGUGUGUUUUGGGUCAUUGUCAUGCUGGAAUACCCAUCCACGACCCAUUUUCAAUGCCCUGGCUGUGGGAAGGAGGUUCUCACCCAAGAUUUGACGGUACAUGGCCCCGUCCAUCGUCCCUUUGAUGCGGUGAAGUUGUCCUGUCCCCUUAGCAGAAAAACACCCCCAGUUCUCCUCUGAAUCAUUCAGAUGUUCAUUGGCAAACUUCAAACGGGCCUGUAUAUGUGCUUUCUUGAGCAGGGGGACCUUGCGGGCGCUGCAGGAUUUCAGUCCUUCACGGCGUAGUGUGUUACCAAUUGUUUUCUUGGUGACUAUGGUCCCAGCUGCCUUGAGAUCAUUGACAAGAUCCUCCCGUGUAGUUCCUGGCUGAUUCCUCACCAUUCUCAUGAUCAUUGCAACUCCACGAGGUGAGAUCUUGCAUGGAGCCCCAGGCCGAGGGAGAUUGACAGGUUCUUUUGUGUUUCUUCCAUUUUUGCGAAUAAUCGCACCAACUGUUGUCACCUUCUCACCAAGCUGCUUGGCGAUGGUCUUGAAGCCCAUUCCAGCCUUGUCCCUGAUAUCCUUGGAGAGCUCUUUGGUCUUGGCCAUGGUGGAGAGUUUGGAAUCUGAUUGAUUGAUUGCUUCUAUGGACAGGUGUCUUUUAUACAGGUAACAAGCUGAGAUUAGGAGCACUCCCUUUAAGAGUGUGCUCCUAAUCUCAGCUCGUUACCUCUAUAAAAGACACCUGGGAGCCAGAAAUCUUUCUGAUUGAGAGGGGGUCAAAUACUUAUUUCCCUCAUUAAAAUGCAAAUCAAUUUAUAACAUUUUUGACAUGCGUUUUUCUGGAUUUUUUUUGUUGUUAUUCUGUCUCACACUGUUCAAAUAAACCUACCAUUAAAAUUAUAGACUGAUCAUUUCUUUGUCAGUGGGCAAACGUACAAAAUCAGCAGGGGAUCAAAUACUUUUUUCCCUCACUGUAUGUGACCUCAGAGAAAUAUUUUUAUAACAAUAUAUAAAUGAAGAAAACAACUCUGAGGUACAGAGCCUCAAAUCUACUGGAGAGGAUGUGAUAAUGCAUGCCACUUUUUAUGAUAAUUUAUUGUUGUCAAGGCCAAAUAUCUAAAUGAUCAGUCUAUUUAUUUUGUUCAUUUGUUUUUUCAGCAUCGUGGUGGAUUAUGAAUAACAACUGACAGAAGUAAAGUUCCUAUCAAUAACAAUAAGAGGAGAAAGUGUUACUUAAUUUGACUGUUUUGUACUGGUAUGUUUUACUUAAUUUGUUUACUUCAGCAUACUGAGGACUGUUUCCUAAACAAUAUGCUGUAUUUACUGUAUUGUAAUAUUUUGAGGUAAACUAAUGCACGACUUGACUAUUUAGUUAAAUCAGUCAAAAAACCUAAUGCGUUAGAAAGAGAGAAAGUUUUGAAAUAUUGCAAUAACUAUUGUGUUAUUGAAAUCCAUAUCAUUAUAAUAAGUAUUUUUUCCAGUGCAUCUUUCGAUACAUUGACAUGUCAUGUAUGAUUUUAGAUGUAGAAAUAGACGUACAAGAUCAAAAAUGUUUGCAUGAAUUUGAAUGAUUUCCCAAUGCUACUUUGUUACUACUUUCUAAACAAACAUGUCACGUGAGUUGCUUUAACAUCCCAUUAUGUACUACGUUAGUUACCUAUAAUGCAUAUACAUAUCGAUUAUGGUCUAUGGUCAUUCAAUACUCAUACUGCAACUAAAAUAACAGCAGAUAACUAACUAGAGGUAGAGUUUACCAGUGUCCAAUUGUUCUACCUGUUGUAGUGUGCAAUGUUGAACCUAGCUCAUAGAAAAUGCCACAACAGUGAUUUCCAAUAAGAUGGUUCUUAUAGAAUUUACUCCAAACCCUGACUUGGAUAGAUUAUAUCGUAUUUAUAGUUACUGUAUGUCACUCCUGCACUUUAGUUGUGAACAGUGGUUGAAAUUAAUGAAUGGAUCUAUAUGUUUAUUUUUUUGAUGCUAUGUUGAUGGUUAAGUAUGUGAAGGGACAACAUGGCAGGUUUUCAGUCACUCCAAAGUGUAAUCUCAAUCUACUGAGAUAGCACUAACUAAAGUAAUAUUCAUAAAAUAACAAUACGGAUAUGGAACCUGUACUGCUAUCCCUCAGCUAAAACAAGCUAAUCUAAAGCCAUCAGUGUUUGUUUAUGGUAGAUAUUUUCCAUGGUGAAAGGAAAUGCAACCAACAUUAUAUUAUGAAUGGAGAACAAAACAAAAGCAACAUAGCAACAUUGCUUACCCUGUAAGCAGUCUAUGGACAACGUCAAACAGCAAUCAUUUUGUAAUUUGGGUGAACUAUCCCUUUAAGAAUAUAGCAAAUGUCUAUAAGAAUCUUCGUGAAACUAUAGGUAAUUCACAAAUGGUAAAGGAUCAUUAGUAGAUAGAUUUGAUAGCAGAGUGUUGAUCAUGUCAAAUGGAGAUGAAUGAAUAUGUCCAAUCUCUUCUGUACUGUAGUUGUUCUUCAGUGA
Molecule: messenger RNA, 48811 nt
Organism: Coregonus sp. 'balchen'
Lineage: Eukaryota; Metazoa; Chordata; Actinopteri; Salmoniformes; Salmonidae
Source: the annotation of a GenBank genome assembly